Molecule: messenger RNA, 81343 nt
Organism: Salvelinus fontinalis (brook trout)
Lineage: Eukaryota; Metazoa; Chordata; Actinopteri; Salmoniformes; Salmonidae
Gene: ttn.1
Product: titin, tandem duplicate 1
Exons: 206
Coding region: 220-80280 (26686 amino acids)
Biological process (GO): protein phosphorylation
Molecular function (GO): protein binding; ATP binding; protein kinase activity
Source: RefSeq, a predicted model, not a curated record
CUUGCCUCAGGUGUAGGGAUUUGCAAGGAGAAAAACAGAACUACACAGCUGAGAAACUGUGUGGUUUUGUUUUGGGGGGUUAUUUGGGAGGCUCAACCGUUCUCACCUUGGAUUUUCUGGGAACAUUUCUGGAUAAAGAGAUAGGUGCUGAGGCUAUAGCCAUCUGGGCACUGUCCCAUCUGUUCAAGGCACCCUUGUGGAUACAAGGUGCCAUCCACAAUGUCAACACAGGCGCCAACAUUUACACAGCCUCUGCAGAGCGUUGUGGCACUAGAGGGUAGUGCCGCAACGUUCGAGGCGCAAGUUAGUGGUAAUCCAGUUCCUGAGGUGAGCUGGUUCCGUGAUGGCCAGGUUCUUUCCGCUGCCGCUCUGCCCGGCGCACAGAUCUCGUUCAGCGAUGGCCGUGCUGUUCUGAUGAUCCCUGCUGUGACAGCCGCACACAGUGGAAGAUUUUCUGUGAGAGCCACCAAUGGUGCUGGACAAGCCACUAGCACCGCUGAACUUCUUGUUACAGUGGAGACCGCACCACCCAACUUUAUUCAGAGACUUCAGAGUAUGACCGUGAGACAAGGAAGCCAAGUGAGACUGGAUGUUCGUGUGGCAGGAAUCCCUACACCUGUGGUAAAGUUCUACAGAGAGGGAGCUGAGAUACAGAGCUCUGCUGACUUUCAGAUUGUUCAAGAAGGAGACCUUUACAGUUUGUUGAUUGCCGAAGCCUUCCCAGAGGAUUCUGGAACUUACUCUGUAAAUGCUUCAAACAGCAGCGGACGGGCUACCUCCACUGCUGAACUGCUGGUUCAAGGUGAAGAGGUAGCAGUCCCUGCUAAGAAGACAAAGACUAUUAUGUCAUCAUCUUCUCAGAUGACGUCUUCUCAGACCCGCCAGACCAGAGAGGCCAGAAGAGUGGAGUCACAUUUCCAGUCCAGCUCUAUGAUGGAAAUGCGUGUUGAAGGUGGUGUAGUGACCCAGACAUUGGCACACAAGACCCCACCACGUGUGCCUCCAAAGCCAACCUCAACCUCCAAGUCCCCAACACCACCAUCUCUUGCAGCCAGAGUUGCAGGCGGACGUCAUCAGUCACCAUCACCUGUGAGACAUGUCAAGGCGCCCACUCCGGCACCUGUCAGGUCUGCCUCUCCCACUUCUGCCUCAAGACUGUCUGUGUCACCAAUCAGACCAGUCAAAUCCCCACUGACCACACGCAAACAAGUAUCCCAUAGUCCAGAUGUGCCUCCACCAUGGAAGCAGGGAGAGGGAUUUGUGGCAGAGUCCAGCUACAGCAUGACCGCUGCCUCUAGUGCCAGUCAUGUCCAGACUUCUGCCACCCAUGCUCACAUGGAGCAGCACUGGGAGGGCUCUUAUGGAUUGAAAACGACUGGUGCUGCUGUGUCUGGUGUCGCUGUGAGAGAGGUUAAGGGUGGGAAAAAAGCGGAGGCAAAGGCUACAGUUGUUGCUGCUGUUGACCUAGCACGUGUUCGGAAGCCUAUGCAUGGAGAGAAGGGUCAUGCUGAAGAGGAAACCAUAGAUUCUGAUUUUAAACAGCAGACGAUGCUGUCUACUACUGAGCAACAAUUCUCAACGAGGACUGAGGCUGGGGAAAUGCAAACAACAAUUCAAACCCUUGCUCCUGAACAGAGUAUUCAUGUCUCCCAGAUGCAAAGAACUACCACUCAAGUGGAUACUGGCCUUGCACCAUCCCCAAUUCCACAUUUCACAGUUUCAAAAGUUAUGGUUCCUAAACCUGACCAUAGCUAUGAGGUUUCAAUAGCAGGUUCUGCUAUUGCCACACUGCAGAAAGAGUUAUCCUCUACCUCUGCACAUGUCGCUCAAAAGAUCAUCAAGCCAGUCAAGCCUCCAUCUCAUAAGAUUGUGGUGGCGACAAGAGUGACGCCAGAGCCGACCCCGCCUCCGUUUAAAGAUAUCGCAGACAGAUAUCAGACACAUUUCGACACUCAGUUACAGCAGAAACAGAUAGGCACUUCGUUUUCAGGGGGCAUGGAGCAAAUUUAUGAGGACUGGGAACAACAGGUUGUUGAAACAGCAGUUGUUCCAUCACCAAUGGAGGAGCCAACUGUGCCACCUACUCUUGUGGCUGGCUUGAAGAACGUGACUGUGACUGAGGGUGAAUCUGUGACUCUGGAAUGUCAGAUCACUGGUCACCCUGCCCCUGGCAUCAUGUGGUUCAGAGAGGACUACAGAAUUGAGAGCUCCAUUGACUUCCAGAUCACUUAUGAGAGUAAAUGUGCCCGUCUGGUCAUCCGCGAGGCCUUUGCAGAAGACAGCGGUCGCUUCACUUGCACUGCUACUAGCGAGGCUGGAACCAUCAGUACAUCCUGCUACCUGCUUGUCAAAGUGUCAGAGGAGAUUGAGAGCAGAGAGGACACUACUGUGUCUGAAUAUGUUGAAACUUCUGCAGAGCAUCAGAUUACCAUUGGAGCCAAAGAGGAGACCAUGUCGGAGGUGAGCGCUGUUGCAGAGACUGUGGAAGCAGCUCCCUUCUUUGUCAAGAAGCCAACUGUGCAGAAGUUGGUGGAGGGCGGAAGAGUUGUCUUUGAGUGCCAGAUCGGAGGCAGCCCCAAGCCCCACAUUAUCUGGAAGAAGACUGGAGUGCCCCUUACUACAGGAUACAGAUAUAAAGUGCACUACAAUAAGGAGAGUGGAGUGUGUAAAUUGGAGAUCUCCAUGACGUUUGCUGAUGAUGCUGGAGAGUACUCCAUCUUUGUCAAGAACCCGCUUGGAGAGGAGUCUGCCUCAGCCAGUCUGCUGGAGGAAGAGGAAUAUGAAGAAUACAUGAAGAAACAUGAAGUGACAUAUAAGACUGUAGUGACUACAAUGGUGCAAGAGUCUAAAGUGGCAGACGUACCAACUUUUGCUGUUAGUGGCUAUGAGACAGAACAGAGGAUGUACAUGCAUCACAGCAUGGCUCAGCAGGCCCAAGCGACACGCACCUUCAUCUCCGAGCAGGAACUCAAGGUUACUGUCGUUGAGGAGAGGGUUAUCCAUGAGAUUGAGGUCCGCAUCAUGCAGAUUACUUACCAACAAAUUGUGACUGAGGAUCGGGAAGAGAUGGUGACUGUGGCAGACCGCGAGGCUGUACAGUCAGCCUUUAGUACUCCAGUUAAAAACUACAGAAUCAUGGAAGGAAUGGGGGUCACUUUCCACUGCAAAAUGGCAGGAACUCCACUACCCAAGAUUGUAUGGUACAAAGAUGGCAAGCGUAUCCAUCAUGGCGGCCGUUACCAGAUGGAGAGUCUUCAUGAUGGUAGAGCCAGCCUGCGUCUUCCUGUGGUGCUGCCAGAGGAUGAAGGUGUUUACACAGCAUUAGCCAGCAACAUGAAGGGCAACUCUGUAAGCUCUGGGAAACUGUACGUGGUGCCCACUGCAGGAGCAGAAGCUCCACAGAUGCCUGAGUCACCGGCAAUGCAGAGAAUGAGGUCCACAUCCCCACGCUCUACAAGCCGCUCUCCCGGUCGCUCUCCCGGACGCUCUCCUGCUCGCAGACUUGAUGACACUGAUGAGAGUCAGCUGGAGAGACUGUACAAGCCUGUGUUUGUCUUGAAGCCACAGUCAUUCAAGUGUGCUGAAGGGCAGACUGCCAGAUUUGACCUGAAAGUAGUUGGUAGACCCAUGCCUGACACUUUCUGGUUCCACAAUGGACAACAAGUUGUCAAUGAUUACACCCACAAGAUAGUGGUGAAGGAAGAUGGAACUACGUCACUGAUUGUGGUUCCAGCCAUGCCCCAUGACUCUGGAGAGUGGACCGUGGUUGCUCAGAACAGAGCUGGAAGGACCUCUGUCUCCAUGACACUUACAGUUGAUGCCAAAGAAAACCUGAUCAGACCCCAGUUUAUUGAGAAGCUGAAGAACAUCAGUGUCAAGAAAGGCACUCUGGUUGAGUUGGCUGUCAAAGCCAUCGGAAACCCCCUGCCUGAUAUUGUUUGGCUGAAAAACAGUGACAUCAUCUCCCCAAUGAAGCACCCAAAUAUCAAGAUUGAAGGCACCAAAGGAGAGGCCAAAUUCCAGAUCCCCCAAACAGUAGGCACUGAUAGUGCUUGGUACACAGCCACAGCCAUUAACAAAGCUGGACGAGAUACCACUCGCUGCAGGGUCAACAUUGAGGUGGAAACUGCUGAACCUGCACCAGAGAGGAGACUCAUUAUUCCCAAGGGAACAUACAAGGCCAAGGAAAUUGCAGCUCCGGAGUUGGAAUCCCUGCAUCUUCGUUAUGGUCAAGAGCAGUGGGAGGAGGCUGACCUAUAUGACAAGGACAAGCAGCAGAAACCGCAGUUUAAGAAGAAGCUGACUUCCGUCAGGCUGAAGCAUUCUGGUGUUGUCCACUUUGAAUGCAGACUGACCCCUAUUGGUGAUCCCACUAUGGUGGUUGAGUGGUUGCUUGAUGGCAAACCCCUGGCAGCUGCUAACAGGUUGCGUAUGGUUAAUGAAUUUGGCUACUGUAGUCUUGACUUUGAAGUUGCCUAUGCCAGAGACAGUGGUGUCAUCACCUGCAGAGCCACUAACACGUUUGGUGCCGAUCAGACCUCGGCUACACUGAUUGUAAAGGAGGAGAAGAGCAUGGUGGAGGAAACUCAGUUACCUGAGGGCAGGAGGGGACUACACAGAAUUGAUGAGAUGGAGCGCAUGGCUCACGAAGGAGGUCCUUCUGGAGUCACUGCAGAUGAGUAUUCAGAGAAGACAAAGCCUGAAAUUGUCCUUCUUCCUGAGAAUGCAAAUGUGCAGGAAGGUGAAAUUGCAAGGUUCCGUUGCAGAGUAACUGGUUAUCCUACACCUAAGGUCAACUGGUACCUCAAUGGGCAGCUCAUUCGCAAGAGCAAGAGAAUGAGACUUCGCUAUGAUGGCAUUUACUAUCUUGAGAUUAUCGAUAUCAAGUCAUACGAUGCAGGAGAUGUCAAAGUGUUAGCAGAGAACCCUGAGGGCACAGCUGAGCAUCUGGUGAAGUUGGAGAUCACACAGAAAGAGGACUUCAGAUCUAUUCUUCGUCGUGCACCAGAGCCUAAGGCCCCAGAGCCUAGCACCAUGGCUGAACAUGGCAGAGUUUCCUUUGAUGUGGUUAAGGUUGAAAAACCAACUGCCAUCAAAGAAACCAAAGAGGUAGUGCAACUAAAGAAGACCGAAAGAGUCAUCCAUUCAAAAGCCACAGAGGAGACAGACGAGUUGAAGGGCAAAUUUAAGCGCAGGACAGAGGAAGGUUAUUAUGAAGCCAUCACUGCUGUGGAGCUCAAGUCUCGUAAGAAGGAUGAGUCCUAUGAGGAUAUGCUUAGGAAGAGGAAGGAAGAACUGCUUCACCAUCAAAAAAUGUUGUCUGAGGCUGAGAAGAAAAAAGAGGAGGAACGCAAGGUUCAUGUUCCCUCAAUUAAACCAGAGAGAGUAAAGCUCUCUCCCAGCAUGGAAGCUCCAAAGAUCAUUGAACGCAUUGCUAGUCAGACCGUGUCUCAGAUGGAAGAAGUUCACUUCAGAGUCAGAGUUACCGGUAGACCAGACCCUGAGUGCCAGUGGUUCAAGAAUGGAAUUCUGUUGGAGAAAACAGAUCGCAUUUACUCAUUCUGGCCUGAAGACAACGUAUGUGAAUUAGUGAUCAAAAAGGUCACAGCAGAAGACUCUGCUAGCAUCAUGGUCAAAGCCAUGAACAUUGCUGGAGAGACUUCAAGCCAUGCAUUCUUAUUGGUGCAAGCAAAGACAGUCAUCACCUUCACACAAGAACUAGAAGAAACUAACGUGAAAGAGAAAGAAACCAUGGCGACCUUUGAGUGCGAGACCAAUGAGCCUUUUGUUAAAGUCAAAUGGCUGAUGAACAAUGUAGAGAUUUUCUCUGGAGACAAAUACAGGAUGCACUCAGACAGAAAGGUUCAUUUCCUUUCUGUACUGAUUAUCAGCAUGAAGGACGAUGCAGAAUACAGUUGUGCUGUUAUUGAAGAUGACCACAUCAGGACCACUGCCAGACUCAAUGUGGAAGGUGCUCCACUGUCAAUUGUGAAGAGGCUGGAGAACAUUGAGGUGCCUGAGACCUACUCUGGGGAGUUUGAGUGUGAAGUGUCUCGAGAAGAUGCUGAAGGUGUAUGGCAUUUUGAGAACAAUGAGCUCACUCCCAGCAGCAAGCAUGCCAUCUCCUCCCGCCGUGGACGCCACAGUUUAUCUGUGAAAGAUGUAAAGAAAGAAGACCAGGGAAAAUAUACAUUCACCACGGGUGAAUUCAAGACUAGUGCCUCCCUGAAAAUGAAACUGCGCCCUGUGACCCUGUUGCAUCCCCUCUCUGAUAUGACAAUCUGUGAGGGUGACAUAAGCCAGUUUGAGGUGCGAUUCUCUCAAGAAGAUGUUGAGGGCACUUGGAUGAAGAAUGGUGUUGCCAUUGAAGCUUCGGAUCGCGUCCACAUGGUUAUUGACAAGCUCAUCCAUAAACUUCUCAUAGAGGAUACAGGCAGGCUUGAUGGUGGAAUGUACUCCUUUGUAGUUCCUGCUCAGGACAUUUCCACCACUGCAAAGCUGACUGUUCAAACGAUUAGCAUCUUGGCCCCACUCAAAGAUAUUACAUCAGUUGAGGGCACCAAGGCUGUUAUGGAGGCUAAAAUCUCUGCUGCAGAUAUUAGCUCAAUUAAGUGGUUCCACAAUGACAAGCUUGUGAUGCCUAGUGAGAGAAUCCAGAUUGUUCCAAAGGGAUCCAAGCAGCGUCUGGUGUUCAAUAGGACCUUCGCCUCUGAUGAAGGAACCUACAAGCUAUGUGUUGGCAAAGCUGACUCUAGCUGUAAACUGAUGGUCCAAAAAAUUUCAAUUGUGAAGCAAAUGGAGGAUCAAGUUUGCACAGAGACACAGCACGUCACAUUUAAUGUGGAAGUGUCACACCCUGGCAUUGAUGGUAUCUGGACCUUCAAGAAACAACAUCUGAAAAAUGACUCCAAGUACAAGAUAGUGACCAAGGGCAAGAACCACAGUAUGACUGUCAUUAAUGCCAUGAAGGAUGAAGAGGGGCAAUACACAUUCGCUGCUGGUGAACAGAUAUCCAGCGCAAAGCUUACAGUGUCAGGUGGCGCUAUAUCCAGACCGCUGCAUGACAUCAUUGUGGCUGACUCUCAGACAGCUGAAUUUGAGUGUGAGGUGGCCAACCCAACUGCUGAGGGCAAGUGGCUGAAGGAUGGACAGCCUUGUAACUUUGGUGAAAAUGUCAGGAGUGAGAAAAAUGGAGCUGUCAGACGUCUUGUUAUUGUCAUCACCAGACCCCAGGACAUCGGUGAAUACACUUACCAGAUUGCAAACUCCAAGACAACAGCCAACCUGAGAGUUGAGGCUGUGAAAGUCAAGAAGACCCUGAAGAACCAAACCGUCACUGAAACACAAGAAGCAGCAUUCAUUCUGGAGCUCACCCAUGAGAAUGUGAAGGGCUCACAAUGGAUUAAGAAUGGUGUAGAGAUCCAACCUAGUGAGAAAUAUGAAGUCACCGUUGAUGGCAUGGUCCAUACCUUGAAGAUCAAGAACUGCACCAUACACGAUGAAUCAGUUUAUGGAUUCAAACUUGGAAAACUAUCUGCUAAUGCCAGAUUGAAUGUUGAGGCUAUCACUAUAACGAAGAAGCCUAAAGAUGUGACAUCACUAUUGGAUGCCACUGCCUCUUUUGAGCUGAGCCUGUCUCAUGAUGACAUCCCUAUCAAAUGGAUGUUCAAUAACGUUGAGCUUAAACCAAGUGAAAACAUCAAAAUGCUGUCUGAGAGAAAAGCUCACAAGCUGAUCAUCCAGAAUGUGGAUGACCAAAAGGCAGGAGAGUACACUGCUAUGGUCGGACAUGUGCAGUGCAGUGCUCAUUUAUAUGUUGAAUCUCUGCGUGUCACAAAACCCAUCAAGAACAUUGAAGUCCCAGAGACCCAGGUGGCCACUUUUGAAUGCGAAGUGUCACAUUUCAAUGUCCCAUCCACCUGGCUGAAGAAUGGAGUGGAGAUUGAAAUGAGUGACAAGUUCAGGAUUGUGGUGCAGGGCAAACUUCACCAGCUCAAGAUCAUGAACACUGGCAGUGAAGACUCUGCAGAAUACACCUUUGUCUGUGGAAAUGACAGAGUCUCUGCAACUCUGAAAGUUAGCCCCAUUUUGAUCACCUCCAUGCUGGAAGACCUCAAUGCACAGGAGAAAGACACCAUCACAUUUGAAGUGAAUGUCAACUAUGAGGGCAUCACCUACAAGUGGCUGAAGAAUGGUGUUGAGAUUCGCUCCACUGACAGAUGCCAGAGCCGCACCAAACAGCUAACUCACUCUCUCACCAUCCGAAAUGUUCAUUUUGGUGAUGGUGCAGAGUACAAGUUUGUUGCCGGCUCUGCUGCAACUACAGCCAGCCUAUAUGUUGAUGCUCGCGUUAUUGAAUUCACCAAGCACAUCAAAGAUAUCAAGAUCACAGAGAAGAAGAGGGCCACUUUUGAAUGUGAGAUCUCUGAGCCUAAUGCUCAGGUGACGUGGAUGAAAGAUGGACAGGAGCUGGAAAUGUCUGAAAGAUACAAAGUCUCCACUGAGAAAUUCUUGCACCGUCUGAUGAUCCAGUCAGUACGGCUGUCUGAUGCUGCAGAGUAUUCUGUGGUCGCUGGUGCAAGCAUGUCAAAGGCUCAUCUCACCGUGGAGGGGCGUGACAUCCACAUCACAGAACCCGAGGAGAAAGAAUUCACGGUUGUUGAGAAACAAAAAGCGUCGUUUGAGUUUGAAGUCAGUGAGGAUGACGUUGAAGGUCGCUGGCUGAGGAACGGUGCUGAGAUCCAGUUCAACCUUGACGAUAGGCUCCACUACAUUGCCAUUAGAAAGGUCCAUCGCAUGACCAUCUCUGAAACCUAUAGAAGUGAUGCAGGGGAGUACACCUUCAUCGCCGGCAAGAACAGGGUCGUGGUGACUCUACAUGUCAAUAUCCCUGAGCCACCUCAGAUAAUUCGCGGCAUGCAGGCCCUGUCUGUGGAGGCCGGAAAACCUGCUCGAUUCUCUGUGGAAGUGACUGGCGUCCCCCAGCCCCAGGUGUUCUGGUACAAGAACUCCCAGGCUCUCUCCCCUGGCUUCAAGUGCAAGUUCCUGUGUGAAGGAAAUGAGCACACUCUGCUUCUCAUCGAAGUCUUCCCAGAGGACGCAGCCUUGUACAACUGCGAGGCCAAGAAUGACGUUGGGCUUGCCACCAGCUCAGCACCACUAAAUGUGGAAGUUUCAGAAGUCGUUUCUCCUGACACUGGAUCUCCACUGUCCAAGCCUGUGAUCAUAACACCAAUGAACAACACCUCAGUCAAUGAGGGAGAGGCUGCUAGGUUCCAGUGCAGAAUCUCUGGUGAAGAUCUAAAGAUCUCUUGGUACGUCCACAAGAAAGAGAUCGGACAGUCCAAUGCCUUCAGGAUGUCCCAGUUCGAUGACACCUGCCAGCUGGAGAUUUCCAGAGUGUACCCCGAGGAUGAAGGGGAAUACACCUGUGUUGCCAGAAACUCAGCAGGAAUGGUCACUUGCGCAGGAUAUCUGGCACUUGAAGUGGUUGAAAAGGAGGUGGAGAAAAAGGAAAAGGAAGUCAAAGUGCCACCGGUUUUCAGGUACAAAAUCCAGCCCUUGGAGAUCAAUGUUGGCAGCCAGGCCAAGUUCGAAUGUGAGAUUGAAGAUGCACCAAAUGUGCAGUUCAAGUGGUUCAAGUCUGGCACUCCUAUCAAAGAGAGUGCAAAUUGCAGGAUCAUCAGUCGGCAAUUGAUAUCUUCAUUGGAGCUUCUGAGCCCAACCAAAGCUGACAGUGGUGAAUAUACCUGCAAGGCUACAAACCAGAAUGGCAGUGACACCUGUGCCGCCAAACUCAACAUAACUGAGCGCAAAAUCUCCCCCAACUUCACCAAGAAGCCUGCAGAGACAAUGGAAGAUACAGAGGGUCAUUUGGUGAAGAUUGAGGGUCGUUUAUCUGGAUCUCAACCCAUUGACAUCGUUUGGUCCAAGAAUCACAGUGAAAUUCACGCCUCUGAUAAGUACGAAAUGGGAUUCAAGAGCAACGUGGCCAUGCUGUAUAUCAAGAGCUCCCAACUCUCAGACAGUGGUGCUUAUACCUGCACAGCCACCAAUGAAGCUGGCAGUGCCUCCUACCAAGUGUCACUUAACAUUUCAGAACACAAGAAGGGCCCUGUAUUCGACAUCCCUCUCAAUCCUGUGACUGUAAAUGAGGGUGAGAACCUGAAGCUUAGCUGCCAUGUCCAUGGAGCCCCUCCUCUGAAGAUUAAUUGGUUGAAGGACAGGAAGGAGAUAAAAUCCUCCACAAACUGCAGAGUUGUUUUUUCUGAUGGCACUGCCUCUUUGGAGGUCCUCCGCACAUCGAAAACAGAUGCAGGAGACUAUCUCUGCAAGGCUACCAACGAUGUUGGAAGUGAAUUUGCAAGGUCCAGAGUGACAAUUAGAGGAAAAGAAGUCAAACCUGAGGCCGCUGCUGCAGCCCCAGCUCCAGCAAAGACUCCAACAAAGAGAUUCGACAACUUGUUCUUUGUGGAUGAGCCCCAGAGUGUCAAUGUAACAGAGAAGGGCACUGCAACUUUCAUUGCCAAAGUUGGAGGUGAUCCUAUUCCUAACGUGAAAUGGAUGAAGGGCAAGUGGAGGCAGAUCACUCAUGGUGGACGCAUCACUAUUGAGCAGAAAGGCCCAGAUGCCAAGUUGGAGAUCACAGAAAUAACUAAAUCUGACUCCGGACAGUACAGAUGUGUCGCAACUAACAAAGCAGGAGAAAUAGAAUGCAGCACUGACCUGAAUGUUGACGAAAGGAAAGACACCGGGGGAAGAGAUGGAGACUUCAGAGCAAAACUGAAGAAGACACCAUCCAAACAGAAAAGUCCAAAGAAGGAGGGAGAGAUUGACCUCGUGGAGAUUCUUAGGGGUGUGGACCCCAAAGACUAUGAAAAAGUUGUUAGAGAAUACGGAAUCACUGACUUCCGUUGUCUUCUUCAGGCCAUUGAGCAGCUGAAGAGAGAGAAAGAAGCGGAAAGUGGAAAACCGGAAACUGAGCAUGGAGGAGGAUCUAAGGACACGGCCAAGUUUAUGGCUGAGUUGCAAUCAAGAAUGCAGGCUGAGCCUGUCACUCUGGUGAGCGACAUUGAAGACCAAGAUACCACUCCAUUAAGCACAGCAACCUUUGAGUGUGACAUCAAGAUCAACUACCCUGAGAUCACCCUGUCCUGGUACAAGGGAACUCAGAAGCUUGACAACGAUGACAAAUAUGAAAUCAGCAUUGUUGGUGACCGUCACAUCUUGAAGAUCAAGCAGUGUCAAACCAAAGACCAGGGAAACUACCGUGUUGUAUGUGGCCCACAUAUCUCCAGCGCCAAAUUGACCGUUGGGGAUGGAGAUCAACAAGCUGGCAUAAUUCACUUCACCAAACGCAUCCGGAGCAUUGAAGUGAAUGAGAACCAAUCUGCUACCUUCGAAUGCGAGUUGUCCUUCGACAAUGCUAUCGUUACAUGGUACAAAGACACUUGGGAACUUAAAGAGAGCCCAAAGUAUAACUUCAGAAGUGAAGGCCGCCGACACUUUAUGACCAUCCGCAAUGUAACCUCUGAUGAUGAAGGCGUUUACUCGGUGAUUGCGCGGUUGGAACCCAACGGUGAAGCUAAAAGCACAGCUGAACUUUACCUUUCAGGCAAAGAAAUUGAAUUAGGAAGGGUUCCUUUUGAUGUCCCAGAUUCAUCAAUACAAGCAUACAAAGAAGAAACAGCUGAAUACUAUUAUGAGGAGAGGACAGAAAUGAGAGGAGAAAGGAUACCCGUUGAUGAAAGUGUUUCCAAAACUCAAGUGGGAACAAGAGAAGGAGUACCUAAAGUUCCUGAAGCUUACAAGAAACCUGAGGAAAGGCCAUCAGCUCCAGCUCCGACCAAAGUACCUGAAGCAAGGAGGCCUCAUGAAGAAAAGAUCACUCCACUGGUUGAACAUGAAAAGCCCUAUCCUCCCACCCCUACAGAAGAAUAUGUUGAACCAAAGCGGCCUAUUUCACGACCAGAACCCAGCAAAGAUGUGCCUAAACCCAUACCUCAUAUGGCUACUGAGCCCAAAGUGGCCCCUGAGACAAAAAUGGCACCUGCAGCUAGGGUUGAAGCUCAACCAAAGCCAAAACCCACUCCCACAAAGACACCAGAAGCUCCUCAUCCCAAAGUUCCUGAGGAAUACCCCAAAGCUGAGCCCAUUAGAAAGCCAGAGUCACCUCCACAAGAGGAAAUUUCAAAAAAAGUGCCAGAAAUAAUCAUCAAGAAAGAAGAACCCACACCUCAACCACCUGCAGCUAAGGUUGUUCCCCAAAAAGUACCAGAGAUCACAAAGAAAGAAGAAUCUGCAAUUCCACCACCUAAACCUAAGGAUGUUCCCAAAAAGACGGAUACUACUCCAACAAAAGUUUUCACGGAUGUUAAAACAACGGAGAGGCCAAAGACAGAUGCAGAUAAAAAGCUGGAAACUAGUAAGCCUAGGCCAGUUGCAGCACCAACUGAAGAGGCAGUUAAAAAGCCACAGCAAGCAACUAGCAAGGCAGAGCCAGCUGCACCAAAGGAAAUCCACACAGAGAAAGUGAAACAGAAGGAUGAGCCGCCUGAGAGAACACCAGUAACUAAACCUAAAAAGGAGGAUGAAGUUGCUCUCACAAAAGAAGUCCCCCAGAAACCAGAGAAAGUUACUCCAGCUGCAAAAUUAGAAGUUACACCUAAGCCCAAAGAAACCCCUGAAGUAAAAGGUAUUGUACUGCCACCAGAGAAGAAAAUCUCUCCAACACCAAAGCCUUCACCUGCUCCCUAUGUAGAAAAAGUAGCAUCCCCUGAAGUGACACCAGACAAGAAAAUCUCUGCACCGAAGCCAAAGCCUUCAGAUGCCCCCCAUGUGGAGAAAGCUUCUCCCCCUGAAGUGAAACCAGUGCAGAAGAAAGCCUCCCCACCACCUCAGAUACCAAAGCCUUCACCUGCUCCUCUUGUAGAAACAGUGUCUCCUACUGAAGUGUCACCAGCUGAAAAGAGAUCCUCCCCACCGAUGAAAACGCCUUCACCUGUUUCACCUAGUGCUUCACCCCCUGAAGAUAAGGGCCCUGUAACAGCACCCGGGGGAGCUGGCAAAGAUGGGAAACCAAAAGAGGAUGCUGCCGGUAGAGGUAGAGGUAGAGGCAUUCAAGCUAAGCAAACCCCCUCACCUGGUGGUGGUCGGGGUAGAGGACUGAAGCCCGGUGCUGGAGGAGACAAACCCCCAGAUGCUAAUCCUUUUGGAUUCCAGCUCAAAGCAGUUCCACUGAAGUUUACGAGACCGCUCAAAGACAUAGUGUUACAGGAGGCUGAAUCAGUCGGCGCUUCUGCUACGUUUGAGUGCGAGGUUUCGCCUUCUACUGCAAUUACUUCAUGGAUGAAAGAUGAUGCCAACAUAAGAGAGAGCCCAAAACACAAGUACUACUCUGAUGGCAAAGAUCGCAAACUGCUCAUCAUUGAUGUGCAAGUUUCUGACACUGGUGAAUAUACUUGUGUUGCCAAGCUGGGCAACAAGGAAAAGACAACAACCGCCAAACUAAUAGUAGAAGAAUUGCCUGUGAAGUGGGUAAAGACUCUGGAAGAGGAUGGUAUGUCGGUCCUCAAGAGUCAGCCUAUGUACCUGACCUGUGAGUUGAACAAAGAGAGAGAUGUGGUCUGGAAGAAAAGUGGUGUCCCUCUUAAAAACAUCCCUGGAAAAGUGGCUAUCAAUGUCAUUGGAAUGCAGCAUGCCAUUACAAUCCAGGACACGGGAGAUGACGACGCUGGGAUCUACGCUUGCGAGUGUGAUGACAUCAGGACUAAAACAGAUGUCAAAAUCAUUGAAAUUAUCAGAGACUGGUUGCAGAAACCAUUGAGAGAUCAGCAUGUGAAACCCAAGGCCACUGCCACUUUCAAAUGCGAGCUCUUCAAAGAAACCCCCAACUGGAAGUGGUUCCAUGGCGACAAGGAGAUUCCUAAUGAUCCCACUGACAAGACUGAGGUUAAGAAAGAAGGCAAAGAACUGACUCUCAUAGUUAAGAAAGUAUCACCUGAUGAUAUUGGGCAAUAUGCCAUGGAGGUUGAAGGCCGCAGAUACACAGCUAACCUGACUCUUGGAGAACGUGAAGCUCAGAUCUUGAAGCCUAUCUCCAGUAUGGAGGUUGUUGAGAAAGAGGAGGUUACGUUUGAAACUGAAAUAUCUGAAGAGGAUGUGGCUGGAGAAUGGAAACUUAAAGGUCAAGUCCUGCAAAGAUCACCGAUGGUUGAAAUCAAAUCUGAGGGCCAGAAACGUUUCCUCACUCUCAAAAAUGCUCAGCUUGACCAGUGUGGUGAAGUGUCUUAUCAAGCUCUGAACGCUAUCACGAGUGGGGUGCUCACAGUCACAGAAAUGGAAAUGGACUUCACAGUCCCCUUGAAGGACGUGUCUGUACCUGAAAAGAAACAGGCUAUGUUUGAGUGUACUAUCACAAAGGAUGUGCCUAAAGUCAUGUGGUUAAAGGGGUCAGACAUCCUGUCGACAGGCGAUAAAUAUGACAUUAUUGAUGAUGGAAAGAAACAUAUAUUGGUCAUAAACAACUGUGAAUUUGAUGAUGAGGGACAAUACACUAUUGAAGUCUUGGGCAAAAAGUCAACAGCCCAGUUGACUGUGGAGGGUAUGAGGCUCAAAUUCAUAACACCACUAAAGGACCAAACUGCCAAGGAAGGUCAAACAGCUCGGUUUGAGGUUGAGCUCUCUCAUGAGAAGGUACCCCUGACAUGGUACAAAAAUGAAAUGAAACUCCAUGUGAGCAGGACUGUGCUCAUCCAUUUUGAAGGAAAGAAACACACCUUAGAAAUCAAGGAGUUGACUCUAGAUGAUACCUGCCAGAUUAAGGCAGAGGCUAAAGGAAUUCCCUCAACGGCAAACUUGACGGUGCUAGAGGGUGACGCAUACUUCACAGUGAAGUUGCAGGAUUACACCGCAGUCGAGAAGGACGAGGUCACUCUGGACUGUGAACUCAGCAAAGAUGUCCCUGUGAGGUGGUACCAUAAUGAGACUGAAAUUAAGGCCUCUAAGAUGGUAACCAUAAGGGCUGAGGGCAACAAAAGAAUGUUGUCUAUCAAGAAAGUGGAAGGAAAAGAUAAGGGACAAUACCUAUGUGAUUGUGAUACGGACAAGACCAUGGCAACCAUUAGCAUUGAAGCUCGUGAUAUCAAGGUAUCUCGCCCAAUGUAUGGUGUUGAGCUCUUCGAUGGCGAGACCGCUCGUUUUGAAGUGGAAAUCUCUGAAGAUGAUGUCCAUGGCCAGUGGAAACUGAAGGGAGAAACCCUUUCACCUUCCCCAGAUAUUGAAAUCAUUGAGGAUGGUGCCAAGCACACUUUGACAUUAUACAACUGCAAGGUCUCCCAGACAGGAGAGGUUGGAUUCACAGCUGCCAAUGCUAAGUGUACAGCCAACCUGAAAGUGAAAGAACUGCCACUGACCUUUAUCACACCUUUGAGUGAUGUGCAAGUGUAUGAGAAAGAUGAGGGAAGAUUUGAGGUUGAGAUUUCAAGACCAACCAAGACCUUCCGUUGGCUCAAGGGAUCUCAGGAGUUGGAAAAUGAUGACAAGUUUGAGAUUAUCCAUGAAGGAAAGAUACACACUCUGGUGGUCAAAAAGGCUGCAUAUGAGGAUGAAGCUAAAUACAUAUUUGAGGCUGAGGACAAGAGGACCACAGGAAAAUUAGUUAUCCAAGGUAUACGCCUUGAGUUUGUCAAGCCCAUCAAGGAUGUCACAGUCAAGGAGCGUGAAACAGCAGAGUUCAGUAUUGAACUGUCACAUGACAAAAUCUCUGUCGUCUGGUACAAGAACGACAUCCGUCUGCACCCCAGCAAGGUUGUGCACAUGUCAGACAAUGGCAAGAUGCACACCUUGACUUUCAAGCAGGUGUCCAUUGAUGACACAUCCAUGAUCAAAGUGGAAGCCUUGGGCAAGAGCUCUGAGGCCAUGCUCACUGUUCUUGAGGGAGAACCUUACUUUGUGACAAAACUGCAAGACUACACUGCCGUUGAGAAGGACGAAGUGAUGCUGGUUUGUGAACUUAGCAAGACCUCUGCUGAGGUGAAAUGGUUCAAGGACGGCCAGGAAAUCAUGCCUAGCAAGAAUCUGAUCAUUAAAACCGAUGGAAAGAGGCGUUUGCUGACAGUGAAGAAAGCAGAGAAGGGCAACAUUGGAGAGUACACUUGCGAUUGUGGUUCUGACAAAACCACAGCCAGGCUGGACAUUGAGGAGCGUGACAUUAAGGUUGUUCGUCCACUGUACAGCGUGGAAGUGACAGAAACUGAAAUUGCCAAGUUUGAGACCGAGAUCUCUGCCGAUGAUGUCCAUGGUCACUGGAAACUCAAAGGAGAGGCCCUUCAUCAGUCUCCUGACUGUGAGAUUAAGGAGGAGGGUACAAAGCAUGUCCUUAUCCUAUACAAUGUUCGCAUGGAUCAGGCCGGAGGUGUCGACUUCCAGGCUGCCAAUGCUAAAUCCAAUGCUCAGCUUAGAGUUAAAGCGCGGAGUAUAGGGCUUAUGCGGCCUCUCAAGGAUGUUACUGUUACUGCCGGGGAGACCGCCACUUUCGACUGUGAACUUACUUAUGAAGGAAUCGUUGUAGAAUGGUUCUUGGGAAGCACCAAGAUGGAGCUAGGUGAAAGGGUGGUCACCAGAGCAGAAGGCAGAGGACACAGCCUAACUAUCAGAAAUGUCAAGCUGACAGAAGCUGGGGAAGUCGGGCUCACUGCAAAGGACUUCAAGACCCAGGCCAAACUCAUUGUCAGGGAGCCACCAGUUGAGUUCACCAAACCUCUGGAGGACCAGACAGUUGAGGAAGAGGCCACUGCUACAUUGGAGUGUGAAGUCUCCAGGGAAAACGCUGAGGUCAGGUGGUUCAGAGACACACAGGAGAUCCGCAAAACUAAGAAAUAUGACCUUAUUGUUGAUGGCCGAAAGAGAAGACUCAUCAUUCAUGGCUGUACUCUAGAUGACUCAAAGACAUAUACAUGCGAUGCUAAAGAAUUCAAAACCUCUGCUUUCCUGAAUGUUGAACCUCCACAUGUUGAGUUCUCUAAGCCACUCCAUGAUGUUGAGGUCAAAGAAAAGGAAAAUGCCAGAUUUGAGUGUGAGGUGUCUCGUGAGAAUGCCAAGGUCAAAUGGUACAAGGACGGCAACGAGAUCAGAAAGGGAAAGAAAUACGAGAUCAUUGCCAAUGGUGUCAAGCGUAUCCUUGUGGUCACCAAGACAGUCUUCGAUGAUGAAGCAGAGUACGAAUGUGACGCUAAGACCUCCAAGUCCUCUGGCAUGCUGACAGUUAUUGAGGAAGAGGCUAAGUUUACCAAGAACCUGUCUAAUGUGGAGGGAACAGAAACAGACAGUGUGAAGAUGAUUUGUGAAGUGUCGAAGGCCAGCGCUGAGGUCACCUGGUGGAAGGGAGACCAGGAACUACCAGAAGGAGGAAGAUAUGAACAGGUCACGGAUGGAAGGAAGAGAAUCUUCAUUAUUCAAGAUCUCAAGAUGGAGGAUGCUGGAGAGUAUAACUGCAGACUGCAUAACGCCAAGACAUCUGCAACAUUAACACUGAAUGAACUGGCUGCGGAGUUCAUUGCCAGGCCUCAGAGUCUUGAGGUGGUUGAAGGAGAAAAGGCUGAAUUUGUCUGCUCAGUCUCUAAAGACACCUAUGAAGUCAAAUGGCUCAAGGGUGACAAGGAGAUUGUUUCCGGAGAUAAGUAUGACGUUGUCUGUGAUGGCAAGAGAAGAGCACUGAUAGUGAAGAAUUGUACACCAAAUGAUGAAGGAGGCUAUGUCGCCUUCAUUGGGACUACCAAAGCCUCAGCUGACUUGUUUGUCAUUGAGAAACUCAGGAUCAUCACACCCAUCAAGGAUACGCAAGUGAAGGAAGGACAGGAGAUCAUCUUCAACUGUGAGGUGAACACUGAGGGAGCUAAAGCUAAGUGGCUGAAGAAUGAGGAGACCAUGUUUGAGAGCAGCAAGUUUGUCAUGAUCCAGAAAGACAACGUGUUCUCUCUGAGGAUCAAGGGUGCUCAGAAGGCAGAUGAAGCAACGUAUACUAUUACAUUGACAAAUCAUCGUGGUGAACAUGCCAAGAGCGAUGCCAAUGCCAAAGUACAAGAGGAGAAGCUCAAGAUUAUUGAGCCUCUUGAGGACUGUGAGACACAAGAGAAGAAGACCAUCAGCUUCACCUGCAAGGUGAACAGACCUGAUAUCACCAUCAAAUGGAUGAAGGCUGGCCAGGAGAUCACCAUGAGCAAACGCAUCCUGUACCGUGUGGAGAAAGAUAAGCACACACUGACCAUCAAGGACUGUGUCAUGGACGAUGAGGGUGAAUACACCGCCAUGGCUGGUGAUGACAAGUGCACUGCUGAGCUGAUCCUCAACGAAGCUCCCACUGACUUCUCCACACCACUCAAAGACCAGACCAUCACUGAGUUUGAGGAUGCUGAGUUUUCUUGCAAGCUGUCUAAAGAGAAGGCUGUUGUUAAAUGGUACAGGAAUGGUCGUGAGAUCAGAGAGGGACCCAGAUACUCAUUUGAAAAAGAUGGCAGGAUUUGCAAACUCAAGAUCAAGAAGUGCAGACCAGACGAUGAGUGUGAAUAUGCCUGCGGUGUGGAAGACAGGCGAUCCAGGGCCCGCCUCUUUGUUGAAGAGACCCCAGUUGAGAUCGUCAGACCACCUCAGGAUGUGUUUGAGCCCCCAGGCUCAGAUAUUGUGUUUGAGGUGGAGCUCAACAAAGACAGAGUUGAGGUCAAAUGGAUGAGGAACAACAUGAUCAUCGUCCAGGGUGACAAAUACCAGAUGAUGAGCGAGGGCAAGGUCCACAGACUCCAGGUGUGUGAGGUCAGGCCUCGUGACCAGGGAGAGUACAGAGUCGUUGCCAAGGAGAAGGAUGCCAGAGCCAAGCUGGAACUGGCAGCUGUGCCAAAGAUCAAGACUACUGAUCAGAACCUGGUCACAGACGCUGGAAAGCCUUUUGUCAUGGCGAUCCCCUAUGAUGCCUAUCCUCGUGCAGAGGCUGAGUGGUUCUUCAACAUCGUUAGCCUGCCUGUGCAGAACAUUGACACCUCCGCAGACAAGACAGAAUACAGGCUGAAGAGCCCCAAGAAGACAGAUCAGGGCAGGUACAAGAUCGUCAUCAAGAACAAACACGGACAGGGAGAGGCAUUCAUCAAUCUGGAUGUUAUUGAUGUCCCUGGACCUGUGAAGAACCUCAAAGUGGUUGACACCGCCGACGGUGAGGUCAGCCUGGCCUGGGAAGAGCCAGAGAGUGAUGGUGGCAGCAAGAUCAUUGCAUAUGUGGUGGAGAGGCGUGAUAUCAAGCGCAAGACAUGGACCCUUGCCACUGACCGUGCUGACGCUCCAGAAUACUCUGUUAGCGGUCUCCAGAGGGACAACAAGUACCUCUUCAGAGUAUGUGCUCGCAACAGAGUGGGCAGUGGACCCACUGUGGAGACAGACGAAGCUGUCCAGGCCAAGAAUAAGUUUGAUGUGCCAGAGGCACCUGAGGACGUUGUGGUUGGCAUCGUGAACAGAUUCGGAGCCACAGUCUCCUGGGAAAAACCAAAGUCUGAUGGCGGAUCUGAGAUCACCUCCUACAUCAUUGAGUUCCGUGACAGGACCUCUGUGAGCUGGGAGGUGGCUAUGAUCGCCAAGGCUCUGGACCGCACAGCCACUCUCACUGAUGUGGUUGAGAACAAGGAAUACAUCUUCCGUGUCAAAGCCGAAAACAAGGCUGGCAUUGGCAAGCCAAGUGCUGCCACGGAUCCAGUUAAGAUCAUGGACCCCAUUGAGAAACCAAGCCCACCAUUGAACUUCAACUACACUGACCAGACAAAGAACUCUGUCCAGCUGACAUGGGAGACCCCCGCCAGCAAUGGAGGAAGCAUGAUCACUGGCUACAUUAUUCAGAAGUGUGAGGAUGGAACAGACAAGUGGCUCAGAUGCAAUGCCAGGCUCUGUCAGGACCUUAACUACAAGGUAUCUGGACUGAAGCAGGGGAUGAAGUACCACUACAGAGUGUGCGCAGAGAACGCAGCCGGAGUUUCAGAUCCAGCUGAUAAGCUUGGACCUCUCUUGGCAGACGAUUGUCAUGUUGGACCUUCCAUGGAUCUCAGUGGAUUUAAGGAUGGCCUGGAGGUCAUUGUUCCUCAUCCACUUGUCAUCCGCGUCCCUCUUCUUGGAUAUCCCACACCCACCGCCAAGUGGAGCUGUGGUGAUAAAGAGCUCACUGCUGGUGACCGUGUGUCCAUGGUUACAAGGAGCACCUACACAGAACUGACAGUGGCUCCAAGUGUGCGUCCAGACAAAGGCACAUACACUCUGCACCUGGAGAAUGAUGUGACCAGUGCCUUUGGAGAGAUUGAAGUCAAUGUUAUUGCAUCACCAAGUGCACCCAAAGACUUCAAGGUUUCCGAGGUGACACGACACCAUGUGCACCUGAUGUGGGAGGCACCAGAGCAUGAUGGAGGAAGCCCAGUUAUUGGCUACCAAAUUGAAAAGAAGGAAGUGUCCCGCAAGACCUGGGUCAAGGUUUGCAUGGGUGUACAGGACCUGGAGUUCACUGUGGCAGAUGUCAUUGAAGGCAAAGAGUAUUUGUUCAGUGUUACUGCUAUCAACAAGUGUGGCCCAGGAGAGCCUGCCUACAUUGACGAGCCAGUCAAUGUGUCCUCCCCUGCCACUGUGCCGGAUCCACCUGAGAACCUGAAAUGGAGAGACAAGUCAGGAAAGGGCAUCUUCCUGUACUGGGAGCCACCCAAGUACGACGGCGGAGCUUCAAUCAAGAGCUACGUUGUAGACAAAUGCCAGCGUGGCACAGACAAGUGGGAGCCAUGUGGAGACCCACUGCCUGAGCUGAAAUUCCAGGUGACAGGUCUGAUUGAGGGACAGUGGUAUGCCUACCGUGUGAGGGCUGUCAACAGGCUGGGAGCAGGCAAACCCUGCAGGGCUACAGAUGAGAUCCUGGCUGUUGAUCCUAAAGAGCCUCCAGAGAUUCAACUGGACGUGAAGUUGCUGGCUGGUUUGACCGCCAGAGCCGGAACCAAGAUUGAGCUUCCAGCUGAUAUUGUCGGAAAGCCCGAACCCAAGGUAAAAUGGACCAAGGCUGACCUGGUCCUGAAGGGAGAUGAUCGCAUCACCAUCGAUACCAAGACAGGAAACUCCACUUUGUCUAUCGCCAAAACCGUCAGAGAAGACACAUCUACUUACAUCAUUGAGGCAGUCAACAGCAGUGGUCGUGCUACCGCAACUGUUGAUGUCAACAUUCUUGAUAAGCCUGGUCCUCCAGCUGCGUUUGAUAUCUCUGAGAUCACCAACCACUCCUGCUACCUGGCCUGGAACCCUCCCAGAGACGACGGAGGUUCUGUCGUCACCAACUACAUUGUGGAGCUCAGACCCUUCGACAAAGAGGAGUGGACCAAACUGUCAUCCACUGUGAAACAAACCACCUUCAAUGCCACAAAACUUAUACCUGAAAAGGAAUACGUCUUCAGAGUACAGGCUGAGAACCAGUACGGCAUCGGCGCCCCUAAUGAGCAUGUGCCAAUCAUCGCCAAAUACUCCUUUGAUCCUCCUGGUGCUCCAUCCAGAUUGCAGCCUUCUGAUAUUGCUAAGGACUCUCUGACUCUGACAUGGUACGAGCCUGAUGAGGAUGGUGGCAGUCCGAUCACUGGGUACUGGAUCGAGAGGUUCGACCCAGAAAAUGACAAAUGGAUCAGAUGCAACAAGCUGCCCAUCAAGGACAUCACCUUUAGGGUGAAGGGCCUGCCUACUAAGAAGAAGUACAAGUUCCGUGUCUUGGCCGAGAAUCUUGCAGGACCAGGAAAACCAAGCACUGAGACUGAUCCAGUCUUGGUCAAGGAUCCAAUUGAUCCUCCAUGGGCUCCUGGCAAACCCUUCAUCAGAGAAAUAGCUAAGACAUCUGCCUUCCUGCAAUGGACCAGGCCAGAGCACGACGGCGGUGCCAAGAUCGAGGGUUACAUCAUUGAGUUCCUGAAGACUGGUACCGAAGCAUGGAUCAGAGCAGCAGAGGACGUGCCCCAGACUGAGCACUUCCUGAAGGGUUUGAUGGAGAAACAGGAGUACUCAUUCAGAGUCAAGGCCGUCAACUGCGCAGGAGAGAGUGAGCCCAGUGACCCUAGCGAUCCUGUGGUCUGCAAGGAAAGACUCUAUCCUCCAUCACCUCCUCAAUGGCUUGAGGUGGCCAACAUCACAAAGAUCAACGCUGAGCUGAAGUGGCAAGCUCCUGACAACGACGGUGGCUCUCCAAUCACCAACUACGUUGUUGAGAAGAGGGACGUCAGGCGUAAGGGCUGGACUGCGGUGGACACCACUGUGAAGGAGCUGAAGUACACUGUCACUCCACUGAAUGAGGGCUCUCUCUAUGUGUUCCGCGUGGCUGCUGAGAACGCAGUCGGACAGAGUGAUUACUGUGAACUGGAAGACUCUGUUCUAGCUAAAGAUACUUUCACCACUCCUGGGCCACCUUAUGCCUUAACUAUUGUGGAGGUGUCCAAGAGACACGUUGAACUGAAAUGGGAAGCUCCAAAGAGUAAUGGUGGGAGGCCCAUUACAAAGUACGUCAUUGAGAAGAAAGAGAAACUUGGAACCCGCUGGGUGAAGUCUGGAAAGACCCCUGACGCUCUGUGCACCUACAAAGUCACAGACGUGGAUGAGGGCACUGAGGUUCAGUUCCAGGUCCGUGCUGAGAAUGAGGCCGGUGUUGGACACCCUAGUGAACCAACAGAAGUAGUCACCAUUGAGGAUGCUACAAGUCCACCAUCUCCUCCUGUUGACUUGGUCAUAGUUGGUGCCAGUAGAGAGCAUAUCAACAUUACCUGGAAGGUACCAUUGAAGAAUGGAGGUAGCCCCAUCACAGGAUACCAUGUUGAGCUCCGAGAGGCUAAAGCUGAGAAGUGGAUGAGAAUCAACACUCGCCCAGUCAAGGAGCUCAAAUACAAAGCAGAGGAAAGCGUCAAGCCAGAGAAACAAUAUGUCCUGAGAGUCCGUGCCAUCAACUCUGUUGGUGUCAGCGAUCCUUCUGCCAUUUCUGAGAAGGUCUUUGCCAAGGAUCCAGACUGUAUUCCUACUAUGGACAUGGAGGCCCUAGACAUUGUGGUGGUUGAGGGUGACAAGCUGCAUAUCAACAUCCCAUACAAUGCCAUCCCCAAACCAGAGAUGGUCUGGAGCAAAAUCUUCCACACAGAUACUGCCAUUGGCACAAAGUUACAGAAUGAUGACAGACUGUCGAUGACUUGUGAGCUCAACAGUGUCCACCUGGAAGUGAUGAAGUGUGUGCAUGAUGAUGCUGGAGAAUACUCCGUCACUCUGGAGAAUGCGAUCGGAACAGCCACCAGAAUCAUCAACGUUAAAGUUAUUGGUCUGCCCGGCCAAUGCAAGGACAUCAAUGCAGAUGAGAUCACUAAGAACUCCUGCAAGCUGACAUGGGAGGCUCCAGAGAGUGAUGGUGGUACUCCAAUUCUCCACUACGUUCUGGAGCGUAGAGGGGCUUCUAAUAAGACUUUCAGGCCUCUAAUGUCAGGAGAAAACAUCCUGACCUACCAGGUCAACGAUCUCAAGCUGAACGAAGAAUAUCACUUCCGGGUCAAGGCUGUCAACAAUGUCGGCUCUGGGCCAUUCCUGGAGCUCCGCAACCCUGUCAUCACUAUGGAAGUGAAACAGAAACCAGAUCCACCCAUUGAUGUUGAGGCUCAUGAUCCAACCGCCAACUCUAUCACACUGACCUGGAAACCACCAGUGUCUGACGGUGGUUGCGCCAUCACUGGCUACAUCCUAGAAUGCAUUGAGAAGGAUGGUGAUAGAUUCCAGAGAAUCAACCCAUCCCUGGUGCCUGGUUUCACCUAUGUGGUGAAGGAUAUGAAGGAAGGCAAAGAGUAUCAGUUCCGUGUUCGCGCUGAGAACGCUGCUGGAGUCAGCGAGCCGUCUCGCAGCACUCCAAUGACCAUGAUCGCUGCUCCCGUUGAAAAACCCAAGGUGUCCCUCCAUGCUCGCCUGCAGCAUGGCCUGUGCAUCAGGAAGGGUGAGGAGAUCCGCCUGGACGCUUACAUCUCUGGCGCUCCAUACCCAACUGUCACCUGGCUCAGGAACAACGAAGACGUCAAGAAUGUACCAGAGAAGAAGCCAGUACCGCCUAUUCUGAAGAAGAAGAAGGGGGGCAAGGUUGAACCUGAAGAACCUGAGGUGUUCGUAACCCCUCUUCAUGAGCGUCUUUCUUAUGCUGUAAAGAAGGGCGAGACCUCAAUCAUGGUGCGAGACUCCAUCAGAGCUGACCACGGUCACUUCUGCAUCCAGGCCGAGAACUCUCAUGGUGUUGCAACUGCAUACUGUGACGUCAACGUCCUUGAUAAACCUGGACCUCCAGUGAACUUUGUCUUUGAGGAGAUCAGGGACACCUCUGUCAUCUGCAAGUUCGACCCUCCUCUUGACGAUGGUGGUAGUGAGAUCCUGAACUACAUCCUUGAAAAGAAAGACAACAAGAAUGAAGAUAUCGGAUGGAUCACGGUAACUUCAACCCUCAAGGUUUGCAACUAUCCUGUUACCAAACUGAUUGAAGGAAAGGAGUACAUCUUCCGUAUUACCGCUGAGAACAAGUUUGGCUGCGGACCUUCAUGUCUCUCUGAGCCAGUCGUUGCCAAGAACCAAUUCGAUCCACCUGAUGCUCCAAACACACCCAGAAUUGGAGAGGUAACUGCCAACAGUGUGUUCAUCUCCUGGCAUGAGCCCAAGGACAACGGUAGUCCCAUCCUGGGCUACUGGAUCGAGAGGAAGGAAAUGAACAGCAAACACUGGACUAGGGUGAACCGCUUCCUGCUCAAUUCCCUCUCUGUGAAGAUUGAGGGUCUUAUGGAAGGCCUAGUAUACAUAUUCAGAGUCUGUGCUGAGAAUCUGGCUGGCCCCGGACCCUUCAGUGUCCCAACUGAUCCCCAGAUUGCUAUGGAUCCAAUCUUGCCACCUGGCCCACCCACUCCAAGAGUUAUUGAUACCUCUGCGACAACAGUUGAUAUUGCCUGGGUUCCCCCCCUGUACAAUGGAGGAGGAGAUAUACUUGGCUACCAUGUUGAGAGUGUUCUGGCUGGAGAGAAGGAAUGGAAACGUAGUACAGAGUUCAGAUGCAAGGAGCUAAAGUAUACAGUGACUGGGCUGACGGAGGGCGCUGACUAUUACAUCCGGGUUAUUGCUGUCAAUGACGCCGGACCGGGAGCACCUGGCAUGACUGAACCAGUCACUGUGAAGGAGCCUCAAGAGCCCCCAGUGGUUGACUUUGAUGCCUCUGUGAAGAACGGAGUCAUCAUCAAAGCCGGCGAGGCUCUGAGACUGCCAGCGUUCGCCAUCGGCAGACCACAACCAGAAGUGAAAUGGAUGAAGGAUGAGGGUGAAACUGACAAAGAGCAUGUUGUGAUCGAAACAGAAGGAAAGAACAGCCUUCUGUUCAUCAAGUACGCCAAGAGAACUGAUCACGGAAAGUACCAGAUCUCUGGAACCAACAGCAGUGGAACCAAGUCUGCUGUCACUAGAGUUGACGUCAUGGAUGUCCCUGGGCCUGUGGUUAAUCUGAAGACUACUCAUGUCACCAAGAAGAACAUCAGCUUGAGCUGGGCAGAUCCUCUAGAUAACGGUGGCAGCGAUGUCAUCGGCUACGUAGUGGAGAAAAAGGAUGCAAAAAUGAAGCUAUUCAGACAACCUAUCGAGACUGCUUCCUGCAAGUGUGACAUUCAGGGUUUGCUUUCAGAGGAAGAGUACGAUUUCCGUGUUUUUGCAAGGAACAAGUACGGUGAUGGCGCCCCAACGGACAUUGGGCCUAUUCUGGCUUCGGAUCCCAAAGCUGUUCCAUCUCCACCAUUGAAACUGCACUACACCGAGAGGUGGACGACUGCUAUUGCUCUUGCUUGGGAGCCACCUCGCAGCGAUGGAGGUAGCCCAAUCACGGGUUACUAUGUUGAGAAGAUGAGAGCAGAUGGAAAUGAGUUUGAUGUGGCCAAUCGCAAGCUCUGCAAAGACUUACACAUCAAAUUGGAGAACCUAUCAGAGAACCACGUGUAUCAGUUCCGUGUGUUUGCCGUGACUGAGGUGGGAGAGGGCGAACGCUCCAAACCAAUCAGUGCUAACAUACAGGAUGAUGAAAUUCCCCCCGAAAUCUCAAUCUUGGAGCAUUUCAAGAGAGAUACAAUCAUUGUGAGGAAGGGAGCGGCUAUUGAGAUCCCUGCUGAGGUGGUGGGUCUGCCAAUGCCAGAGGUUCAGUGGUCUAAGGAUGACGUCGUCAUCCCCAUGGCUACUGAGACACUGCUGAUGGAGUUCGAGGAGGUGGCCCGCACCAAGUGCACCACCAAAAUCAGCAUCCCUGAGACUAUCAGAGGAGACAAGGGAGACUACAAACUGGCUGCCACCAACUGCCAUGGCAAAGCACACCGCAUCAUCCAUGUGGAGGUUCUAGACCGCCCUCUGCCACCACGUGACAUUGUGGUGUCUGACAUCCAGGCUGAGUCUUGCUAUCUGACUUGGGCGGUCCCAGAGGACGACGGGGGUAGUGAGAUCACCAACUACAUCAUCGAAAGGAGGGACGCCAGCAGGAAGAAGUCUGACUUUGAGCAGCUCACCUGCAAUAUCAUUGAUAGGAGAUAUGGGGUGUACAAAAUGGACAGGAUGGGCCAGUACCAAUUCAAAAUCAAAGCUGAGAACAAGUUCGGAAUCAGUGACGGUUGUGAAUCCGAGAAGGUCGUUCUCAAGGAUCCAUUUGGUCUUCCUGGUCCACCUCGCAAACCAAAGGUCAUCGCAGCAACUUCCACUACCAUGACGAUCACCUGGGAGCCUCCACUGCAGAACGGUGGCUCCUCCAUUCAGGGAUACUGGCUGGAGAAAAGAGAGAGAGGAGCUGGGAUCUGGGGUCGUGUGAACAGAGCUCCAGUCACCAAGCCUGCAGUGAAGGGUUUGGAAUACACAGUCCUCCGCCUUAAUGAAGGGGCUGAGUACCAGUUCAGAGUGAGGGCUCAGAAUGCUGCUGGAAUCGGACCUCCCAGUGAAGCAUCUCCAUGUCAAUUCGCUGUUGAUCCACGCAAUCCCCCAAGUGCACCAGGAAUGCCAGUUGUUAAGGACAAGACCAAGACCAGCGUCACUCUCACCUGGACCCCACCAGAGAAAGAUGGCGGCAGCCCAGUCAAGGGCUACAUCGUUGAGGUUCAGGACACAGACUCCCUAGAUUGGAAGAGAGUCAGUGACCCUGAGAAGCUGCACCCUACCACUGAGAUCACUGUUCCAGACCUGAAAGAAGGCCAGAAGAUCAGAUUCAGAGUCACCGCUGUCAACGCUGCUGGCAAAUCUGAACCAAGCGCACGUUCUGCUGACAUCACUGUCCAGGACAUCUUAACUGAACCAAACAUUACUCUGGAGGUCAGCGCCCAUGAGCUGUUGUCCUGCAGAGCUGGAACUACCAUUAAAAUCCCAGCUCUCAUCACCGGCCGUCCCACUCCUAAAGUUACAUGGGAGUUCAAGGAUGGAACAGCAGAGACCGAGAAGAAGAAUGAGAUCCAUAUCCUUCCAAUCGAUUCAAAGAUCGUGUCAACUGAUACAACAUCAGUUGUCACCAUCCCUGAGAGCCACCUCAAACAUGCCGGACGUUACAUCAUCACAGCGGAAAACGCAGCUGGACACAAGAACAUGAAAGUCAGAGUCAAUGUCCUUGAUCUGCCUGGCCCACCCAAAGACCUCAAAGUCACAGACAUCACAAGAGGUACAUGUAGACUUACAUGGAAGGCUCCAGAUAGUGACGGUGGUGAGAGGAUCAAGAGUUACUUCAUUGAGAAGAAGACUGUGGAAGGAAAAGCUUGGACCAAGUGCAACCCAGCCUGUGCUGCCCAGUCCUUUAUUGUGCCCGACCUCAUUGAGGGACAGGAUUACCUGUUCCGUAUCCGGGCGGAGAACCGCUUUGGAUUUGGACCACUAGUUGAGACCAUUGAACAUUCAAAGGCUAGAGAUCCUAUCCAUCCUCCUGAUGCUCCCACAAGGGUAAAGAUUCAAGAAGUGACUAAGGGCACAGCCACCCUGACUUGGAAGCCACCCAGGAAUGACGGUGGAGCUCCAGUGACACACUACACUGUUGAACGUCUGUGCUGGGACAGUAGUGGAUCUCAGAAGCAGUCCUGGAGACAGUGCAACAGACGUGAUAUUGAUGACCUCACCUUCAAGAUUGAGGACCUGACUGAAGGAGAAGAGUAUGAGUUCCGUGUCAAGGCCGUGAACGAAGCCGGCCCCAGCAGACCAUCAUCUACCGUUGGACCAGUCGUCAUCCAAGACCAGACACGUGCUCCUGCUAUUGAACUGGAGGAGUUCAUGGAGGUUGAACAAGGAGCUGAUAUCAGCAUCAAGGCAAAGAUCAGGGGCUGUCCAUUCCCCACUCUCACCUGGCUCAAGGCUCCAGCCCACAAGGGUGACGAGAAGGUUGAGGUUGCAUAUGACGAGCACAUCAACAAGAUUGUGUCUGAUGAUAGCUGCAUACUGCUGAUCCAGCAGGGAAAGCGCUCAGAUACAGGCCUCUACACUAUCACAGCCAGUAACAGCCUAGGAAAGGCCUCCAAGGAGAUGAGACUCAACGUCUUGGGACGUCCUGGACCACCAUCCGGUCCUGUGAAGUUUGAGGAGGUCGACGCUGAGAAGAUCACCCUGUCAUGGCUGCCACCUAAGGAUGACGGUGGCUCCAGAGUGACCAACUACGUCAUUGAGAGGCGUGUAGCCAACAGGAAGACAUGGAUCCCUGUGACCAACGAACCCAAGGAGCGUAUCUGGACGGUGGAGGGCCUGAUGGAAGGGCAUGAGUAUGUGUUCCGAAUUUGUGCUCAGAACAAAUAUGGAGUUGGAGAGCCUCUGGACAGUGAACCUGAAGAAGCCAGGAAACUCUAUGCUGUUCCUGGCCAAUGCGAAAAGCCAACCAUUUCAGCUGUUGACCAUGAUUCUAUGAUGGUCAACUGGGAAGAACCAGAAGACGAUGGAGGCAGUCCAGUGACUGGCUAUUGGCUGGAGCGUAAGGAAACCACCUCUAAGCGCUGGAACAGAGUGACGCGCGACCCCAUCCGGGCCAUGGCUUUCGGGGUGUCCCAUAAUGUGACUGGACUCAUUGAGGGGUCACAGUACCUCUUCCGGGUCACAGCUAUCAACGCAGCAGGAUGUGGACCUCCUAGCGCGUGCACCGACCCCAUCUUUGCCAGAGAUCCUAUCUCCGUCCCUGGACCUCCAACACCAAAGGUCACAGACUGGACCAAGUCAUCAGUGGAUCUAGUCUGGAUCCCACCUCUGAAGGAUGGUGGAUCUAAGAUCACGGGAUACAUUGUUGAAUACUCAGAGGAUGGAACAGACAAAUGGGUUAAAGCUAAAGACAAGGAGCACAGAAGCACCAAGUUGGUCAUUACUGGAUUGAAGACCGGUGGAUUCUACAAGUUUAGAGUGACAGCAUUGAAUGCUGCAGGCCCCAGCGAACCCGGUGAAGUCCCAGACGCUAUUAAGGUUGAAGACAGAACAAUUGCUCCUGAGGUUGACCUUGAUGCCACAGUGAAGGAAAGGAUGGUAGUCCAUGCCGGUGGUGUGAUCCGCAUCCUGGCCUUUGUGUCUGGCCAGCCUGCUCCAAAGAUCACAUGGAGCCGUGAUGACGGUGCUCUACCACCAGAAAGUGCAGUUGAGACCACCGCUAUCAGCUCAUCGCUGGUCAUCAAGCCCUGCACCAGAAGACACCAAGGAGUCUAUACUCUGACUGCUGCUAACUCAGGAGGAGAAAAGAAGAGAUCUAUCAUUGUUGAUGUCCUGGAUGUCCCUGGUCCAGUUGGCGUACCCUUCACCGCAGAGAACCUUACUAGCGACUCCUGCAAGCUGAACUGGUUUUGUCCUGAGGAUGAUGGUGGUUCUGCCAUCACCAACUACAUCAUUGAGAAACGCGAUGUGGAGAGGAAGGCCUGGACUACCCUGUCCUACACAGUCACCAGACACACUGCUGUGGCCCACGGACUGCAGAACGGAAAAGCUUACUUCUUUAGAAUCGCAGCUGAGAACUCCAUUGGAGUUGGACCUUUCGUUAACACCGCAUGCGAAAUCAUCAUAAAGGAUCCCAUCACCGUUCCAGACCGCCCAGAGGACCUUGAAGUAACAGCAGUUCAUAGAGACUAUAUCAGCUUAACAUGGAAACCUCCUGUGUCUGACGGAGGGUCAGAAGUCACCAAGUACAUCCUGGAGGCCCGUAUGAUCGGCAAGGACAAGUUCACACGUCUGACCAAGGAGAAACUGAUGGAGAGGAGAUUCACCUAUGACGGUCUGAGAGAUGGGGACACCUAUGAGUUCAGAGUUAGCGCUGUGAAUGAAAUUGGGCCCAGCAAGCCAUCGUUCUGCACCAAACCAAUCACCUGCAAAGAUGAACUUGAACCCCCAACCAUUGAGCUUGACUUCCGUGACAAGAUCAUCAUCCGUGUUGGAGAGAGCAUGGCUCUCCAGGGUCGCUACACCGGAAAGCCCUCUCCAUCUAUCAUGUGGUACAGAGAUGACGAAGAGCUGAAAGCAGAUCAGCACAUCAAGUUCAAAAACUCACUGACCACCAUGACUUUAGGCCUUAUGAAAGCCAAGCGCGAGCACAGCGGCAGAUACUGCGUGCUGGUUGAAAACAGCACCGGCUCUCGAAAGGGCAUUUGCAAUGUGACCGUUGUAGAUCGCCCAACACAACCAGUUGGUCCAGUCAUCUUUGAUGAAGUUCACAGAGAGUUUAUGGUGAUCUCUUGGAAACCUCCUAUUGAUUCUGGUGGAGUGGACGUGUCCAACUACAUCAUUGACCAGAGAGACAUCAAUAGUGACAUCUGGAGGAAUGUAACAUCUGCUUCGACGAAGUUGACGUGCAAAAUACCCAGGUUGAUUGAGGGAAAAGAGUACAUCAUGAGAAUCUGUGCUGAGAACAUGUACGGAAUCAGUGACCCACUGGAUUCAGAGGAGAUGAGAGCCAAAGAUCUCUUCAGAGUGCCUGAGGCACCAGAGAUGCCCAACGUGAGGGAGGUGUAUGCUGACAACUGCCUUGUGCUUUGGAGCAGACCUCGUGAUGGCGGCAAACCCAUCACUAACUACAUUUUGGAGAAGAAGGAGCCAGCUGCAAAGAGAUGGUCUCGUGCCACCAGAGAACCCCUCUACCCAACUACUCAGUUCAGGGUGCUUGACCUUAUUGAAGGCUGUCAAUAUCAAUUCCGGGUUAUGGCAGAGAAUGAAAUCGGCACUGGUGACCCUAGUCCCCCAUCAAACACAAUUCUUGCCAAAGAUCCAAUUGUUCCUCCCAGCCCCCCUGUACUGCCAGAGGCAAUCGACAAGACCAAGGAUACCGUAAGCCUGAAAUGGCAGCUACCUCGCCAUGAUGGCAAAGGCAAAAUCUUUGGUUACCUUGUUGAAUACCAGAAGGUUGGUGCAGUAGAAUGGUCACAGGGCAAUGAGACUCCUGAAGAGUGUCCAGAAUGCAACUAUGUUCUAAAGGGCCUGGAAGACGGAGCAGAGUACAACAUCAGGGUCUUCACUGUGAAUGCUGCUGGACCCUCUGAGCCUGCCCCUUGUAAGCAAACAGUGAAAGUACAUGACAGACUGGAGAAACCAGAGUUGCUGCUUGAUGCCAAUAUGUCCCGUGACCAUCUUGCGAUGGUAGGAACUAAUAUUACUCUCAGUUCAGUGAUCAAGGGCAUGCCACCUCCCACUGUAGUAUGGCAGAAGAACGGAGAAGAGGUUCCCGCAGAUCGUUGUACCAUUGCUGCCACUGCCACUGGCAGCAAACUUGUUAUGCUCAACUGUGUCCGCUCAGACAGCGGCAACUACACACUCACUAUUGAAAAUGCAGCUGGAAAGAAGUCCGCUACAUGCACAGUGCUCACCUUAGAUAAACCCGGACCUCCUCGGGAUCUGAAAAUCUCUGAGAUCACCAGCGAGUCAGCCUACCUGACCUGGAAGGUUCCUGAGGAUGAUGGAGGGGCUGUCAUCUCUCACUACGUUGUGGAAAAGAAAGACGUGGCGGCUGAGAAAUGGGUGCCCGUCGCUGCAUCAAACAAGAAGCCUAGUCUGAUGGCUCUGUAUCUUAUGGAAGGCAUCCAGUAUCUGUUCCGUGUUGCUGCUGAGAACCAGUUUGGCAGAGGUUCCUACGUCAUGACUAAGACGCCGAUCAAGGCUGUUGAUCCUCUUUAUCCACCUGGUCCACCAAAGAAUCUACAUCACAUCGACGUAGACAAGACUGAAGUCUGGCUCCAAUGGGAUUGGCCAGACCGCGACGGAGGAAGUGAGAUCACUGGAUUCAUCGUUGAGCACCAGGAGGGUGAGGGAAAAGACUGGGUCACCUUCAAGACUGUCACCAAUCCUCAUAGCCAUGUCACUGGACUGGAGGAGGGAAAGACAUACAGGUUCCGUGUGAAGUCCCAGAAUGCUGUUGGCGUGAGCCGUCCAGACACCAGUGUCCCUGUAACCUGCCAGGAGAAACUCUUGCCACCAACUAUUUCAGUGGAUGUGAAGCUUAUUGAGGGUUUGAUUGUCAAGGCUGGAAGCACUAUCGUACUCCCAGCAGUCAUGAAAGGAAUUCCUACUCCCACAGCCAAGUGGGUGAGUGACGGAAAGGAACUGGCAACAAAGGGCAAUGUCAAGAUUGACACUGAGGGCAUGAACACAUCUCUCACCAUCACUGGAUGUGUCAGAGGUGACACUGGAGAGUAUCUCCUCACCGUGGCAAACUCUGCUGGAAGCAAGACUGUUGCUCUGCACGUCACUGUGCUCGAUGUCCCAGGUGCCCCCAUUGGCCCGAUCAACAUCCUUGAAGUUACCCCUGACCACAUGGUCAUCAACUGGAGACCACCUAAAGAUGAUGGUGGCACUCCUUUGACGUGUUAUAUUGUUGAAAAGAAGGAUACCAAAAAGGCUUGGGAACCAUGGUCAGUUGUGUGCUCAGGAUGCACUGGUACAAAGGCUAAAAUUUCUCGAUUGGAGAAAGGUCGUGAAUAUAUUCUGCGUGUCCGUGCAGAAAACAAGGUGGGCAUUGGUGCUGGACUUGAGAGUCCUCCCACUAUUGCCAAACAUAUGUUUGAUCCACCUGGCCCUCCAGGCCAGCCAACCUGCUCUGAUAUCACAGAGAAUGCUGUGACCAUAGAAUGGACUCUGCCCGAAUUUGAUGGUGGCAGUCCAGUCAGUGGCUAUGUAGUAGAGCGCAGAGAAAUGACAGGGAAAUGGAUCCGCGUCAACAAGACACCUGUAUUGGAUCUCCGAUACAGAGCAUCAGGUCUGUUCGAGAACAACAGCUACGAGUUCAGAAUCUUUGCUGAGAACGUUGCUGGUGUCAGCGAGCCCUCUCCUGUAUCAGAUCCAGUGAAGUGCACUCGUCCUAUUACUAAGCCAGGACCCCCAUUAAACCCUAAACUGAGGGACUGGAGCAAGUCAUAUGCUGACUUGGUGUGGACCAAGCCAACAAGAGAUGGAGGCAGCCCCAUCUUAGGUUAUAUAGUUGAAUGUCAGAAAUCAGCCAGCACCAAAUGGGAGAAAGUUCAUAAGGAUCUCAUCCCGAUGUGCGCAUUUAGAGCAAUGGGACUUACUGAGGGCAUGGAAUACAGGUUCCGCAUUAGCGCUUCCAAUAUUAUUGGAGAUGGAAAACCUACAGAGCUCUCAGAAACAGUCCUUGCCAAGGACAUUUUGGUUCCCCCAGAGCUGACAGUUGAUGUUGCUUGCCGUGACCUUCUGACAGUUAGGGUGGGACAGAGUAUCAACCUUGUUACUAGAGUUAAAGGUAGACCAGAUCCUGAUAUCACUUGGUCUAAGGAUGCCAAGAUUCUAGGCAUAGACAGGCGUACUGAGAUGAACAACAACUACCCUCUGGUUGAGCUGGUGAUUUCAGAUGCAGUAAGGCAAGAUUACGGAAAGUAUGCUAUCCUUGCUAAAAACAGCAGUGGUCAAGCACAGGCUACCAUUAUUGUGAAUGUGCUUGACACUCCAGGCGUCUGUCAGAAUCUGAAGACCACUUACGUGACAAAAGAAUCCUGCAUGGUUUCCUGGGAGAACCCAGAGGAUAAUGGAGGAACUGAAAUAACACAGUACAUUAUUGAGAGCCGUCAACCUAGUCAAAGGAAUUGGACAGUGGUAUCAAAUGAUUGCACCAAACGCCUUAUGAAGGCACCACUCCAUGAGGGUUGUGAAUACUUCUUCCGUGUGAGUGCAGAGAACAAAAUUGGUGCUGGACCUUCAACAGAGACCAAAACAGCCAUCCUUGCUGUUGAUCCCAUUGAGAAGCCUGGUGACCCUAUUGACUUCAUUAUCUCUGAGAUCGGCAAGACAUUCGUCUUCCUGAAAUGGAAGAGACCAGACUAUGAUGGUGGCAGCCGUAACCUGGGCUACCAUGUUGAAAAGAAACCUAAAGUGGCAGAAGAAUGGGAGAGACUGCACAAGGGUGCGAUUAAGGAAACUUACUUCAUGGCAGACAAGUGCAUUGAAAACGAAAUUUACCAGUUCAGGGUACAGACAAAGAAUGAAGGAGGUGAGAGCAACUGGGUGACAACUGCUGAGGUUGAGGUUAAAGAACAGUUAGUGGUGCCAGAGAUCAAGAUGAAGUUGCAAUGGACUCUAGUGGUUAAUGCCGGUGACGCCAUUCCGAUUGAAGCUGAUGUCAAGGGAAAACCAGCUCCGGAAGUAAAGUGGACAAAGGAGAACGACACAGGGGACAUCACCAAGAGCCCAAGGCUCCAAAUAGAAGCCGGUGUAGAAUUCUCUAAAUUCCUGUUGACAAACUCAAGACGUGGAGAUACUGGAAAAUAUAACAUCACUGCUACCAAUAGUGCUGGAACAGCCACUGGGUGGGCGAAUGUGUGUGUGCUUGAUAGACCUGGUCCUAUCAGCAACCUAGUUGUAAAUGGUGUUACAGUGGAUAGGUGCAUGUUGACAUGGGAUAUGCCAGAAGAUGAUGGUGGAUGUGAAAUUUAUAACUACAUCAUAGAAAAGUGUGAGAAGAAGAGAAUGGUGUGGUCCAUACAUUCUUCUGCUGUGAUCACCAACUCUGCUAAAGUAACCCGCCUUGUAGAAGGAAAUGAAUAUAUAUUCAGGGUGCGUGCAGAAAACAAGAUGGGGGCAGGUCCUGCAGUGGAGAGCGCACCUAUUGUGGCAAGGACCGAAUUCAGUAAACCUGGCAUUCCAGAAGCACCAGAAGUUAUCAAGAUCUCCAAGGAGGAGAUGACCGUUACAUGGAACCCUCCUGAGAAUAAUGGUGGAAAGAAAAUCUCUGGUUACAUUCUGGAGAAAAAGGAAGAAUUCGGAGUACGAUGGUCUCCUUGCACAAAGCAUUCCAUUGAUUCGACCCAACUGACUGUCACUGGUUUGCUGCGUGAUCAUGAAUAUCAGUUCCGCGUCAGGGCUGAGAAUGAAAUAGGACUUGGUGAACCAAGCAAACCCUCAAGAUCACUCGCCGCCAGAGAUUCUCUUGAUGUCCCAGCCCCUCCAACAAAUCUGAAGGUUGGUGACAGUACAAGGACCUCAGUAGCACUGAAGUGGACAAAGCCUGUUUGUGAUGGUGGAGCUCCUAUCAUUGGUUAUGUGGUGGAAAUGAGGAUCAAGGGAAACAAGGAUACGGUGUGGAAGAGGUGUAAUGUCGCAGCCCAGCUAAUUGUAUGUGAAUUCACUGUCUCCAGUCUGGAUGAUCAUGAAUGGUAUGAAUUCCGCGUUUCUGCUCAAAAUCAAUGCGGUAUGAGCUUAACGGCGGACCUUACGAUGCCCGUGCAACCCAAGGAUAUCCUUGAGGCACCUGAAAUUGACAUGGAUGCUAGUCUGAAGGAGGGUCUGACAGUCAGGGCCGGAUGUCCCAUCCGACUGGUGGCAACCAUCAAGGGAAGACCAGCUCCCAAAGUCUCCUGGAGAAGAAUGGGUGUCGAUAACGUUGUCAGGAAGGGCCAUGUGGACAUCAUUGACACAAUGACCUUCCUGGUUAUCCCUGAAAGUACACGGGAUGAUUCAGGCAAAUACUCCCUGACCCUGUCCAGCCCAGCUGGGGAGAAGGCAGUGUUUGUCAAUGUCAAAGUACUGGAUACCCCAGGGCCUGUAGUGGGUCUGGAUGCCACAGAUAUUAAACAGACGUCCGCCAAACUGGCAUGGUCACCCCCUGAGAACGAUGGUGGCAGUGCAGUCACUCAUUACAUUAUUGAGAAGCGUGAAAUCGACCGCAAGACCUGGGGACCAGUCGCAAACAAUAUUGAACAGACUGAAACCAACGUCAAGAAACUUGUUUCAGGCACAGAGUAUUUCUUUAGAGUCACGGCUGUGAAUGAAUAUGGUCCUGGAGUUGCGAAGGUCUCGCCAAAGUCCUACAUGGCAUCUGAUCCUGUCAGCAAACCUGAACCAUGCCCGAAGAUUGAUGUAUUGGAAAUUACAAAGAACAGUGCACUUCUGGGAUGGCUGAAACCAUUGGGUGAUGGAGGAGCUAAGAUAGAUGGUUAUAUAGUUGAAUACAUGGGGCUCAUCCCACCCAAACCAGAACCAGAACCAGCAGAACCAGUAGAGGGAGAGGAAGCUGCUCCUCCUCCGGAACCUGUACCUGCACCUGUGGAAGAACCAGCGGAAGAGAAGCCAGAACCACAAUGGAUGGCAUACACAACUGUUAAAAAUUUAACCCUUUCAGUUAGUGGACUCAAGGAGGGUAUGAAGUACAGAUUCCGUGUGGCUGCAAGAAAUAUCAUGGGUCGCAGUUCGUACACUGAAACUAGGGACGCUUAUGAGAUCAAGGAACAGAUGCUGGAACCCAAGAUUAUGAUGGCGGAGGCUGUGUCUGCCAAAGCAGGAGCUAAACUCAGAGUGGAAGCUCUUGUGUCUGGAAAGCCAGCACCAACCUGCACAUGGAUGCGAGGAGAAGACAAUGUUGUUUCCUCUAGUCGUCUUGCUGUGCACAAAUCUGCAAACAUGUGUGUGCUCAUCAUCAAAGACGUGUCCAGAACCGACAGUGGACUAUACAGUUUGGUUGCUGAGAACAGCUGUGCUAAAGUAGAUCAGCAUAUUAAAAUCAUCAUCAGAGAUAUCCCCGGAGCGCCUGAGCCUCCAUUUGAGAUCAGUGACAUUGACGCUGAUGCCUGCACACUCUCUUGGAAAGCACCAAUUGAAGAUGGCGGAAGCCAGAUUACAAACUACGUAGUGGAGAAGUGUGACGUGAUCAGAGGCGACUGGGUAAACGCUGUAUCGUCCUGUGGCAAGACUGGCUGCAGACUGGGAAAGCUCAUCCCUGGAAAGGAAUACAUCUUCCGUGUCCGUUCUGAGAAUCGCUUUGGAAUCUCAGACCCCCUUACAUCGGACAGGAUGAUUGCCAAAUUCCCCUUCGAUGUGCCCAGUGAGCCUUUAAACUGCCACAUCACCAAGGUCAACAAGGACUGUAUGUUUGUAGCCUGGGACAGACCUGAGAGCGAUGGUGGCAGCCCUAUUACUGGCUUCUACAUUGAACGCAAAGAGAGGAACAGCCUCCUUUGGGUCAAGGCUAACGACUCAGUUGUCAGAUCAACGGAAUAUCCCUGUGCAGGCCUUAUUGAGGGCUUGGAAUACAACUUCAGAGUAUCUGCCAUCAAUCGUGCUGGACAGAGUAAGCCAAGCAAGAAGUCUGACUUUGUCACAGCAAGAACACCAGUUGACACACCAGGCAAACCAGAGGUUCUCGAUGUUACCAAGAAUGCAGUCAACUUGGUCUGGACUAGACCAAAGAAUGACGGUGGAAGCAAGAUCAUUGGAUAUUAUGUUGAGGCCCUGAGGCUCCCUGGAGACAAAUGGGUCCGUUGCAACACCAGCAGUCAGAAUGUACCCAGAGAAGAGUACACUGCAACUGGACUGGAGGAAGACAUGGAGUACCAGUUCAGAGUCAUCGCAAAGACAGCUGUCAACAUGAGCCGGGCAUCAGACAUCACAGACCCAGUUCUGGUCUCUGCAGAGAAGGUGCCACCAAGAGUAGAAAUUGGAAUCCCAAUGAAGAGGCUUAAGCCAGUGAAGGCUGGAGCAAAUGUACUUCUUGAGGCAGAGGUGUUUGGAAAACCGAUGCCCAAGGUUACAUGGAAGAGGGGAGAGGAAGUAUUGAGAGCUUCUGAGAUGUUGAAGAUGUCCCAGUUGAGACAUCUCUUCAGCAUAGAGCUUCUUGGAGCAACAAAGGAACACACAGGAGAGUAUACUAUUUUGGCAGAAAAUGCAAGUGGAUCCAAAACUGGAGAAAUUAAGUUAACGGUUUUCGAUGUCCCCGGUCCACCAGUCUCUGUCAAGUUUGGUGACGUGUUUGCCAAUAGUGUCCAGAUUAGUUGGGAGGCGCCUAUUGCAGAUGGAGGCUCGGACAUCACAAACUACAUUGUUGACAAACGUGAGACCAGUAGAGCUGAAUGGGCUCAGGUCGCAGCCCAUAUUCAGGGUGAUGUGUUUGAACUCACCACAAAGAAACUGAUUGAGGGACGAGAGUACCAGUUCCGCGUCCGCGCAGAGAAUAGAUUUGGGGUUGGAGAAGCCAUCUUGACUGAUCCCGUCUAUGCCAGGAAUCCAUUCACUGUCCCUGGGGCAUGUGAGGCACCAGUCAUCACAAACAUCACCAAAGAGCACAUGACCGUUAGCUGGAAGGAACCAGCCGAUGAUGGCAAGUCAACCAUCUUAGGAUACAUGGUGGAGAAGAAGGGAACCAAGGAAGUCAACUGGACGAAACUGAACAGGAAAGCCUUGAUAGAGAGAACCCUGGAAGUUGCUGGUCUGUCAGAGGGAGCAGAGUAUGAAUUCAGAGUAAUUGCCCUGAACAACGCUGGCCUUGGCAAACCCAGUGAGCCAUCCACUGUGGCUUCAGCCCACGAUCCUAUCAAUCCUCCUGGACCCCCUGUGAACCCGAUGGUCACUGACGUCAGCCACAGCACGAUUAGCCUGACCUGGACUAAACCAGCCAAUAACGGAGGCAGUGCCAUCCUGGGAUACCUUGUUGAAUGCAAGAGAACAGACGCAACAGACUGGAUCAGAUGCAACGUGCCCAAGAACCUCCAGGACACAUUCUACCUUGUUCAGAACCUCAUUGAUAAAUCUGAAUAUCAACUGCGUGUGUCUGCCGUGAACAAAGUGGGCUUCAGUGAAACAUGCGAAGUGCCAGACAAACAUGUAGCAAAGGACAUUUUGGUUGCUCCUGAGGCAGAACUCAGUGCUGACCUGAAGGAGGUUCUGGAGCUCCGUGCUGGGUCCCAAAUGAGACUUUUCGCCACAAUAAAGGGUCGUCCCACUCCCAAGGUGAUCUGGGCAAAAAUGAACAGCAACAUCAAGGAAAGACAAGGCAUCGUUAUCAAGAGCACCGACACUGACACUGUGGUGUUAGUCCAGAGUUGCAACAGAUAUGAUGCGGGCAAAUAUAUCCUGAGUCUUGAAAGUCGCAGCGGAAUGAAGAUGUAUACAAUUGUUGUCAAGGUUUACGAUACCCCUGGGCCACCAGUCAAUCUCAUGGUAAAGGGGACAACAAAGGACAGUGCAAAGAUCCUUUGGGAUACUCCUCUUAUUGAUGGUGGAAGCGAAGUGACCAGUUACAUUAUUGAAAAGCGUGAUGCAGAGAGAAAAGCUUGGUCUCUAGUUAAGGAUAACUAUGCCAAAAACACUCUCAAGAUCCCUGAUUUGGAGGCUGGUAGAUCUUACUGUUUUAGAGUAAAGGCUGUGAAUGAGUAUGGCGUUGGUGAGGCAUGUGAAACCGCAGAUUCAGUAAGAGCGUCUGAGGAACCUGGGCCAGUCAUGGACUUCAAGCCCUUGUUGAUCACAAAGCAAGGAUGCACCCUUGGAUGGAAGAAACCUCUCAGUGAUGGCGGUAGCCGCAUCAUUGUGUAUGUGCUUGAGGUUAUGAAUGGAGAUGAUAACUGGAAGGAGCUAAUGAGUUCCAAGAACAUGCAGUACAGUGCCAAGGAUCUGGUGGAAGGAAAAGAAUAUAAGUACAGAGUCAAAGCAGUAAAUGACUCUGGUGACAGUCCGUACAAGGAGCUGGAUGUGGUGGCUAAAGACCAGAUCAUUCAUCCUGGAGUUGACUUGCGGGGCAUUCCCAAUCUGUGCUACAUUGCAAAGGAGGGAAGUAUAGUCCGCAUCAAGCUCCCACUCUACGGCAAACCUACUCCUAAAUGCUCCUGGAAGAAGGGCGAGGAUGAGGAUUUGACCGAUACUGGAAGAGUGUGUGCAGAAUCCACAGCAGUCAACACUACCCUCCUGAUCCGUGACUGCCAGAGGAGCGAUGCCUCUAAGUACACAGUCACACUGAAAAACAUUUCUGGAGUAAAGGAAUCCACCAUCUUCAUUAGGGUGGUUGGCAAACCAGGAAUGCCUGUCGCACCAAUGAAGUUUAAGGAUGUCACUGCAGAUGGGUGCACCCUGAGAUGGACUGCACCUAAGGAUGAUGGUGGAUCAGAGAUAACCAACUAUACUCUUGAGAAGAGGGAUUCCGUAACCAACAUGUGGGUUAGCAUUGCUACCGAUAUUGAAGCAGUUUCCAAUACUACCACCUUCAGAGUGACAGGUCUUCAUGAGGAGACGGAAUACAUCUUCAGAGUCUGUGCACAGAACAAGCAUGGUGCUAGUGAAGGACUCAAAUCCGAGCCUAUUGUUGCCAAACAUCCAUUCAAUGUACCUGAGGCACCACCUGCACCUGUGAUCAUGAGUAUGCGUCAUGAUUCAUCAUUCUUGGCCUGGUCUGACCCAAGGAAGACCGGAGGCUCUCCAAUUACUGGCUACCAUGUUGAGUUCAAGGAGAGGAACAGCAUGCUGUGGAAGAGGUCAGGGGGAGCCAUUAAGUUGAAGGAACACAAGGUCACCGGCUUAACUGAAGGACUGGAAUAUGAAUUCAGAGUCAUGGCCACGAAUCUGGCCGGUGUUGGCAGAGCAAGUCCACCAACUGGGGCGCAUGUUGCCUUGGAUCCAAUUGAUGCCCCUGGAAAACCUGAUGUGAUCAGCAUCACAAGAAGUACUGUAACACUUCAGUGGACUGAGCCCAAGUACGAUGGUGGACACAGACUGACAGGCUACAUUGUGGAAAAACGUGAUUUGCCUUCCAAGAUCUGGCAAAAGGCUAACAAUGUGAAUGUUGUAGACACAGCAUACACCGUGAAAGAGCUGCAGGAGGGAUGCAAGUUUGAGUUCAGAAUCAGGGCAAAAAAUGCCGCUGGAGCAUUGAGCCCUCCCUCUGAACAAACAGAUACACUUGUGUGCAAGGAUGAAUACGAGGCACCAACCAUCACUAUUGAUUCCACUGUAAAAGAGGGACUCACAGUCAGAGCGGGUGACCACAUCGUCAUAACUGCAACAAGUAUUGUAGGCAAACCCCCACCAACAUCAGUGUGGUCUAAGGGUGGAAAAUACUUCAAGCCUUCAGAUAUCUGCCAGAUUGAGUCCACUGCAACGUCCUCGACAUUGACUGUCAAAUACGCCGGGAGAUCGGAUUCUGGAGAAUACACAAUUACAGCCAGCAAUCCAUUUGGUGUCACAGAAGAAGUUGUGAAAGUGAAGGUUUUGGACGUUCCCGCAGCUCCGGGUCCUAUUGAGGUCAGUGGAGUUUCGUCUGAGAAGGUCACACUGACAUGGACACCACCAACUGAAGAUGGUGGAUGUCCAGUUAAAUAUUACACCCUGGAGAAGAGAGAAACAAGCCGCCUCCUUUGGACCAUUCUUUCAGAAAAAGUACUUGACUGCCACUAUAUUGCCAAGAAGCUAAUCCAGGGAAAUGAAUACAUCUUCCGUGUGAAGGCAGUUAAUCACUAUGGUCCUGGAGAAGCAGCAGUGUCUGGGCCAGCUAAGAUGGUGGACCAAUUUGGUCCCCCUGGUCCUCCAUCAAAACCAGAGAUUGAAGAGAUUGGAGGACACCAUGUCAAAAUCAACUGGAAAAGACCAAUUGAUGAUGGUGGUAGCGACAUCACAGGCUACAUGGUUGAAAAGAAAGAAAGAAAGGGCAUGAGAUGGGUUAGGGCAGCGAAGAAGUCCAUUGCUGAACUCUCAUAUGAAGUAACGGGACUCACAGAGAAAGUUGAAUAUGAAUUCAGGGUGGUUGCAGAGAACAAAGCAGGCUUCGGAGAGCCAAGUGAACCAUCAUUGUCUGUUACGACCAAAACUGUUAAAUAUGCACCUGGACCUCCAAUCAACCCAAGAAUUACAGACACAACAAAGACUUCUGCAACAUUCUUCUGGGGGAAACCACUUGAAGAUGGUGGGCUUGAAGUCACAGGGUACUUUGUUGAGCAUAAAAAAGAUGGAGAAGAGGAAUGGUUCAAGGACACACCAACUGCUUCACUGAGAAUUACAGAAUUUGUUAUUCCUAACUUGAAAGUGGGAGCAAAAUACCACUUCAGAGUCAGUGCAAUGAAUGCAGAGGGAGUUGGUGAACCAGCACAAACUGAAGAACUGGUUGAAAUUAUUGAACGUGAAGAAGAGCCAGACUUUGAACUGGAUGUUGAGCUGAGAAGAACCCUUGUUGUCAGGGCGGGAUGUUCCAUCCGCAUAUUUGUUCCCAUUAAAGGUCGCCCAGCUCCUGAAGUAGCCUGGACGAAGGGCGAAGACGCACCACUCAGAGGACGUGCUAACAUUGACAGCACAGAGUCAUACACUAUGCUUGUCAUCCCUGACUGCACAAGAAAUGAUGCAGGAAGAUACAACUUGAUCCUUACGAAUGCUGCAGGAGAGAAGACUGCUCAUGUCAAUGUGAGAGUUCUGGAUUCACCUGGACCACCAAUUAAUCUGAAGCCAAAGCACAUUGACAAAGAGAGCAUCACUCUUCAAUGGGAACUGCCGCUUAUCGAUGGUGGUUCAAAGAUAACAAACUAUAUCAUUGAAAAGAGAGAGUCAACACGCAAAGCAUAUUCCACCAUAAUAUCAGUUUGUCCAAACAGCACAGUUAGAAUUCCUGAUCUAGCAGAAGGGUCAGAAUAUUACUUCAGAGUAUCGGCUGAAAAUGAGUACGGAAUUGGCGAGUCGGUUGAGACUACAGAUCCAAUUCGAGCAUCUCAAGCACCAACACCCCCUGAGAGUGUUUAUGCUACAGAUGUCACCAAGACCGCUGUCAGUCUUGCAUGGACAAAGCCAAAACAUGACGGUGGUAGUAGAGUUACUGGAUAUGUCCUUGAAGCUCAAAAGAAGGGAGGAGACCAGUGGUCCCAUGUGACAACUGUCAAGACUAUGGACUUCAUAGUGAAGAACCUGAAUGAAAAUGAACAGUAUAUAUUCCGUGUCAUGGCUGUAAACCACUCCGGAAGAAGUGGUCCUUGUGACAGCAAGCCUGUUACUAUCAAGGAAACAAUAACAAUGCCAGAAUUUGACCUGCGUGGAAUAUGCCAGAAAAUUGUCAUUGCCAGGGCAGGAGAUGAGAUUAAAGUUGAGAUACCAGUUAUGGGACGUCCAAAACCAACUGUUUCAUGGACGAAAGAUGGUCAGCACCUCAAGAUAACCCCAAGAAUAAUCACUGAAUGUACUGCAACCACAAGUAUCCUGAAUAUAACAGAAUGCAUAAGGAGUGACACAGGACAUUAUGGCAUGACAGGGAAGAACAUAGUUGGCUCAGUGACAGAUACCAUCAUAGUAAAAGUGCACGAUGUCCCUGGACCUCCAAAGGGACCAAUAAAAAUAGAUGAAAUCUCCCGUACCUAUGCUGUCAUCUCUUGGGGGACACCUGAGAAUGAUGGAGGUGUACCAAUCAACAAUUACAUUGUUGAAUUAAGGGAAACUACGGGAACGUCAUGGGUAGAAUUGACAUCAUCAGUAAUCCGUACAAUAUUUAAAGCUACUCGUCUGAAGACUGGUGCGGAAUACCAGUUCAGAGUCAAAGCUAAAAACAGAUAUGGUGCUGGUCAACCAAUCAUCUCAGAGUCAGUGGUUGCUGCAUAUCCAUUCAAACCCCCUGGGCCACCUAGCACUCCAAAGGUUGUGGCCUUUACCAAAGACACAAUGACAAUUGGCUGGAAUGAACCUGUUUAUGAUGGUGGAAGUGAAGUCAUUGGAUAUCACAUUGAGAGGAAAGAGAGAAGCAGCAUCCUUUGGCAAAAGAUCAGCAAAUCCAUGGUGAAAGAUAAUCAAUUCAAAUCAAGUGGACUGGAAGAUGGAGUUGCAUAUGAAUUCCGCGUCACUGCUGAAAACAUGGCUGGAAUUGGUAAACCAAGCAAGGCUUCAGAAGCAAUGCUAGCCCUUGAUCCAGUGGAUCCACCAGGUCAACCAGAGCCAAUCUUUGUUUCCAAGAAUAUAGUAACAAUUCAAUGGACAAAGCCUGAAUAUGACGGUGGGUUCAAGAUUACUGGCUACGUAGUGGAAAAGAGAGACUUACCAGCUGGUCGUUGGAUGAGGGCCAACUUCACAAACAUCAUUGAGACCACUUUCACUGUAAGUGGGUUAACUCAGAAUGAGGCCUAUGAAUUCCGUGUACUUGCCAAAAAUGCAGCUGGUUCAGUAAGUGAACCAUCUGAGCCAUCGGAUCCCAUCACCUGCACAGAUGAUAUUGUGGAACCACGAAUCAUGGUUGAUGCCAAAUUCAAGGAUGUGAUUCUACUGAAAGCAGGGGAAAACUUCAAACUUGAUGCAGAUGUUGCAGGCCAACCACUACCAUCGAUGGUGUGGACCAAGGGUGGAAAGGAUAUUGAAAAUACGAUGAAAUUGACAAUUAAAAUGACUGACUUAACAACAACUCUGAUUAACAAAGACUCGUUAAGAAGAGAUGGAGGUGAAUUUGUUCUGACUGCCACAAAUGUUGGCGGGUUUGCCAAGCAUAUCUUUAAUAUCAAAGUCCUUGACAGACCAGGUCCACCUGGAGGACCCCUGGUGGUGUCAGAUAUCACAUCUGACAACUGUAUUUUGGAAUGGGCUCCACCCGCAGAUGAUGGUGGUGCAGAGAUUGACCAUUAUGUGAUUGAAAAGCGUGAAUCAAGCAGGCUUGCAUGGACAAAUUCGGCCUCAGGCUUAACUGAUACUCAAUUUAAGGUGAACAAGUUACUCAAAGGAAAUGAGUACAUAUUCAGAGUAAUGGCAGUCAACAAAUAUGGAGUCGGAGAGCCUCUAGAAUCUGCGCCAACUAUUGCAAACAAUCCAUGGGUGCCAGCAGAUCCUCCAAAGGAUCCUGAAGUAACAAUAAUCACUAAGGAUUCAAUGAUUCUUAUGUGGAAGGCUCCUGAGUACGAUGGCGGAACUCCAAUCACAAACUAUAAUAUUGAAAGGAAAGACAAGAUUGGUCUUCGCUGGGUAAAAUGCAACAAGAAGAAAGUAAAAGACUUGCAGUUCAAGGUAACUGGGCUUCAAGUAACACAUGAAUAUGAAUUCAGAAUUCUUGCAGAGAAUGCAGCUGGAUUAAGCUUACCAAGCAAUUCAAGUCCUUUCUACAAGGCUACUGACACCCUCUACGAACCAGGCCCUCCAGGCAACCCAAGAGUCGUGGACACAACCAAGUCAUCCAUUACAAUUGCAUGGAACAAGCCAAAUUAUGAUGGUGGUUCUGAAAUCACAGGAUACAUUGUGGAGACCUGCGUUCCUGGGGAGGAGGAAUGGACAAUUGUUACUCCGCCAGGAGGACUAAUGGGUACAUCGUUUACCCUUAUAAACUUAGAAGAGGACAAAGAGUGCAUGAUUCAAGUUUCUGCCGUAAACAGUGAGGGUAUUGGAGAGGAAGCAACUAUUCCUGGCACACCGAGAGCUGAAGACAGGCUGCUUCCACCGGAAUUUGACCUGGAUGCAGAGCUAAAGAAGGUUGUGAAUAUCAGAGCCUGUAACACAUUGAGACUUUUUGUACCUAUCAGAGGAAGACCAUCACCCGAGGCAAAAUGGACCAAAGAAGAUGGUGAACCUAUUACGAGAGCAACCAUUGAAAGCACAACUUCUUACACAUCACUGGUGGUGGAAAAUGUCAACCGAUUUGACAGUGGCAAGUACGUGCUCACAAUAGAAAACAGUUAUGGAUCCAAUACAGCUGCUGUGAAUGUCAGAGUGCUAGAUACCCCAGGUGCCCCGCAAAAUCUCAAGAUCAACAGCGUCACUAAAGAAUCUGUCACUCUUAUCUGGGAUGCUCCAGUAAAUGACGGUGGAGCAAAGAUUAAGAACUACAUUGUUGAAAAACGUGAAUCAACAAGGAAAGCAUAUGCCACUGUAAAAUCUAACUGUCAUAAGAACACCUGGAAAGUUGACCAGCUGCAGGAGGGAUGUAACUACUACUUCAGAGUUUUAGCUGAAAAUGAAUAUGGAAUUGGCCUACCAAUUGAAACCCGUGAAUCAGUUAAAGUUUCUGAAAAACCACAGCCUCCUGCCAAAAUCACCCUCGCCGAUGUUACCAAGACUAGUGCCACCCUGUCUUGGGAGAAACCAGAGCAUGACGGAGGAAGUAGAGUGGUAUGCUAUGUUGUUGAGAUGCUGAGCAAAGGUGCCGAGAAAUGGGUCCAGUCUUCCAUUGUCAAAACAUUAGAAGCAGUUGUCCCUGGACUGACACCAGGUGAAGAGUACAUGUUCCGUGUAGCAGCAAGAAAUGAAAAAGGAACAAGUGAUCCACGUCAAAUUGGUGUGCCAGUGAUUGCUAAAGAUCUUGUGAUUGUCCCAUCAGCUAAAAUGUUGUUCAACACAUUCAGUGUUCUAGCAGGAGAGGAUUUGACAGUACAGAUUCCGUUUAUUGCUCGUCCCCGAGCAACUAUUUCAUUCAUAAAGGACAAUCUACCUAUGAAGCGUACCACCAGAGUUAACUUUGGAGGAUCAGAUAAACUGAUCAAUCUUCAAAUCAAAGAGGCAUGCAGAGAAGAUGUUGGUCAGUACCGAAUCAUACUCGCAAACACCGCUGGGGAUACAUCUUUAUGCAUCUCAGUAGUUGUUCUUGACAAACCUGGACCACCAAAGGGCCCAAUUAAAGUUGAGGCUGUUACUACUGACAGUGUGCUUUUCUCCUGGGCUCCACCAGAGUAUGAUGGUGGUGCAACAAUCAACAGCUACCUUGUAGAAAAGAGAGACACGUCCACACAAACUUGGUUGGUCGUGUCUCCAAAUCAUGCAAGAACAACGAUUAAAGCUUCGAGGCUGAAAAACGGUUCAGAGUACCAGUUCAGGGUGACAGCUCAGAACAGGUAUGGAAAGGGCCCAUCUCUGACCUCAGGGUCUGUUGUUGCUGAGUAUCCAUUCAAAUUACCAGGCCCUCCAGGAACACCAUCUGUACAGUCUUCCACAAAGGAUAGCAUGGUAGUUGUGUGGAAUGAGCCUGUUAAUGAUGGUGGAAGCACUGUGCUGGGAUAUCAUCUUGAGCGCAAAGAGAGAAACAGUAUUCUCUGGGUGAAGCUCAAUAAGUCUCUUAUCCAGGAUACAUCUUACAAGACCACUGGCCUGGAACCAGGACAGGAAUAUGAAUUCAGAGUUUACGCUGAAAACAUUGUGGGAAUUGGAAAAGUUAGCAAACUUUCCGAAGGUCACAUUUCUAGGGAUCCUUGCGAUCCCCCCGGAGAUCCUGAGGCUACUAAGAUAACAAAGGAUUCUGUAACAAUCACAUGGACAAAGCCAGAGUAUGAUGGUGGUGCCAAAGUCACUGGCUAUAUUGUAGAGAAGAAAGAGUUGCCAGAGGGCCGCUGGAACAAAACCAACUUCACAAAUAUCAUUGAAACCGAGUAUGUGGCAACCAGCCUUGUGGAGAACCAGAAAUAUGAGUUCCGUGUUAUUGCAAGAAACGCAGCAGGUGUUUUCAGCCUUCCCUCAUACAGCACUGGACCAAUUACUGCUAAAGAUGAAAUCGACCCUCCUCGUAUUAGCAUUGACCCACAGUUCACACAAACUGUUUAUGUUAAUGCUGGAGAUGGCUUCAAAAUCGAUGCCGAUGUUCAUGGUAGUCCAAUACCCGAAAUCCUCUGGAUGAAGAGCGGCCAUGAGGCACCCCUUGCAAACACUAUCACCAGAGACAUAAAAAAUACAGACAGCACCACUUUGUUGACUGUCAAAGAGGCUAAACUUGAAGAUGGAGGAAAGUACACUUUACUUCUAAAGAAUCCAGGAGGCGAGAAGUCAGUGAAAAUCAAUGUGGUUGUACUGGAUAAACCUGGGGCACCACAAGGUCCUAUCUCUGUCACUGGCAUCACAAAUGAUCAAUGUUGCCUUGCUUGGAAAUCCCCACUAUAUGAUGGCGGCAGUAAAAUCACUCAUUACAUUGUAGAGAGAAGGGAGACAAGCAGAUUAGUUUGGACUGUUGUUGAUAAUAAGUGUGAGUCAAAUUAUCUGAAGGUUACAAAACUCUUGGAGGGAAAUGAGUACAUUUUCAAAGUCCAGGCAGUAAACAAAUUUGGACUUAGUAUGGGUCUGGAAUCAAUUGCUGUGACUGUCAAAGACCCAUUCGUUCCCCCAGAUUCACCAAGUAGGUUGGAGGUUUCCGAUGUCAAAAAGGAUUCAAUGGUGAUUACCUGGGAGGCUCCUGGAUAUGAUGGUGGCAGUAAUAUUAUUGGAUACAUUAUUGAGAAGCACGAUAAGGAGGGUGUGAGAUGGACCAGAUGCAAUAGGAAGACAGUUACCGACUUAACCUACAAAGUCACCGGACUUAUGGAAAGUCAUAUUUAUGAAUUUAGAGUUCUGGCUGAGAAUGUCUCUGGAGUUGGAGAGCCAAGCUCCCCAACAGUUUUCUACAAGGCUUUGGAUCCAAUCUUCAGACCAGGUGCACCAAUUAAUCCUAAAGUAACUGACAUAAGCAAAACUUCAGUUUUCCUGUCAUGGGGCAAACCUAUAUAUGACGGAGGAUGUGAGAUUCAAGGAUACAUUGUGGAGAAAUGCGAAGUGCCAUCUCCUGCAUCUCUCACUAAGCAAUCCAUCGUUGUGGAACCGGCCACUAAGUCACCAGCUGCUGAGGGAGAGGAAGCACCCACUGAAAAAAGAGCAGCUGAGGCAACACCUGCUGAGGCAGCACCCGCCGAAGUAGCACCCACCGAGCCAGAGCCCGCCGAAGCAGCACCUGCACCUGCAGACGCAGCACCUUCCAAGGCAGAACCUGCAGAAAAAGGAAGUGCAGAAGGAGCUACAGAGGAAGAACCUGCUGACGUGUGGACAAUCUGUACUCCACCAAGUGGCAUCAAACAAACAAGAUUUGAAGUUAGAAAAUUGGAGGAAAUGCAUUUGUACAAGUUCAGAGUUUGUGCUGUCAACAAGCUUGGUGUUGGAGACCAUGCAGAUGUCUCUGGAAUAAUUCUUGUCGAGGAGAGGAUUGAGGAACCAGAUCUGGACAUUGACCCAGACCUGAGAAAGGUUGUGAACAUUAAGGCUGGAUGUUCCCUCAGGCUGUUCAUUCCUAUCAGAGGGCGACCUCAACCUGAAGUCAAAUGGGGAAAGGAUGAAGGUCCAAUUAAGGAGAAUGCACAAGUUGAAGUGACAAGUAGUUACACGUCCCUUGUGAUUGACAAUGUCAACAGAUUUGACAGUGGAAAAUAUACUAUUUCUGCAGAGAACGCCAGUGGUGAAAAAUCUGCUUUAAUUAGCGUUAGAGUUCUUGACACACCUAGUGCCCCAGUCAACCUCAAAGUGAAAGAUAUCACUGGUGAAUCAGUGACACUUACAUGGGAUGCCCCUGUGUUGGAUGGAGGAGCUAAAAUCAGAAACUAUAUUGUUGAGAAGCGGGAAAGCACCAGGAAAGCCUAUGCAGCUGUGGUGACAAACUGCCACAAAUUAUCAUACAAAGUUGAGAACCUUCAAGAGGGUUGCAAUUAUUAUUUCCGAGUCCUUGCUGAAAACGAACAUGGUGUUGGCUUGCCUACAGCAACCCUUGAUCCCAUCAAAGCCUCAGAGGUACCCCAAAUCCCACGAAAACUGAGUGUUGUUGACCAAACCAAGACAAGCAUCUCUCUUGCCUGGGAGAAGCCUGAGCAUGAUGGUGGAAGUAGAAUCAUUCAUUACCUGCUAGAGAUACAACCUAAAGGCUCUGAGAAAUGGUCAGGUGUUGCAACUGUCAGAGCAAUGGAGUCUGUUGUCAACAAUCUAAAUCCAGGUGAAGAAUAUAUUUUCAGAGUGUUUGCUAUCAAUGACAAAGGAAAGAGUGACCCAAGGGAACUUGCACUUCCAGUGACAGCAAAGGACCUUGUUAUCGAGCCUGAUGUUAGACCUGCAUUUAGCAAUUACAGUGUUCGGGUUGGUAAAGACUUCAAGGUUGAAAUCCCGAUCGCAGGACGUCCUAAACCAGCAGUUAAAUGGACAAAGGAUGGAUCAAUCCUACUCCACACCUCAAGGGUUAAAAUCACUAACACUCCAGGGAGCACAACUCUAAGUAUCACAGAGGCUACAGGAGAAGAUGACGGAAUGUAUGGCAUUAAUGUUACUAAUGUAGUUGGGGAAAAGAAUGCAACAAUUGAAAUCAUUGCUCUUGAUAAACCUGGCCCACCAAGUGGACCUGUAAAGUUUGAUGAAGUUACUAUUAACACUGCAACUAUUUCUUGGGGUCCACCAAAGCAUUCUGGUGGCUGCCAGAUUUCAAAUUACAUUGUUCAGAAAAGAGACACAACCACCACAUCUUGGGAGAAUGUUGCUGCCUCCGUGGCAAGAACUACGCUCAAGGUGCAAAGGCUGAAAACUGGAGCUGAAUAUCAAUUCAGAAUCAUUGCUCAAAAUCGAUAUGGCAAGAGUUACGGUUUGGACUCACAUCCUUUGACUAUAAAGUACCCUUACAAAGAACCUGGCCCACCCGGCACUCCAUUCAUUGCAUCUCUCUCCAAGGAAUAUAUGGUUGUGGAGUGGCAUGAACCAGUCGCAGAUGGAGGUAGUUCUGUUCUAGGCUAUCACCUUGAAAGGAAAGAGAGAAACAGCAUCCUCUGGACUAAGCUUAACAAGUCACUCGUUAAAGACACCCUUUACAAAACCGGUCCCUUAGAGGAGGCCGUUGAAUAUGAAUUCAGAGUUUAUGCUGAAAAUAUCGUUGGUAUUGGCAGAUGCAGCAAAAUCUCAGAGGGUUGUGUUGCACGUGAUCCUUGUGAUCCUCCUGGCACCCCAGAGGCUAUCAUUGUAAACAAAGAGUCCAUCACCAUUGAAUGGACAAAGCCAGAAUAUGAUGGAGGAAGUGUGAUUACUGGUUAUGUUGUUGAGAAACGUGACCUUCCAGAGGGACGCUGGAUGAAGGCAAACUUUACCAACGUUAUUGAGACCAGGUUUACUGCUACUGGACUAACUGCUGAUGCACAGUAUGACUUCAGAGUCAUUGCUAAGAAUGCAGUUGGAACAUUCAGCAAGCCAUCUUAUAACAGUGGACCUAUAACAGCAAACGAUGAGGUGGAAGCGCCAAAAUAUUCUAUUGAUCCUGCGUUCACCAAAACGAUCAUUAUCAAUGCAGGAGACACAUUCAAACUUGAUGCUGAUGUACAUGGAAAGCCAGUACCCACAAUCCAGUGGUUCAAGGAUGAUGUGGAAAUUGAAAAGAAUACAAUGAGAUUAGAGAUCAAAAAUACAGAAAGCGUCGCAAUGAUAGUUGUGAAGGAUUCUGUCAGAGUUGACGGUGGAAAUUACAAACUUGUCCUGACAAAUGUUGCUGGAUCAGAGUCAGUUCCAUUUAAGGUGAAUGUACUAGACAGACCAGGACCACCUGUAGGUUCACUCCAUGUCACUGGAGUCGCUUGUGACAAAUGUACUCUGUCAUGGCGUGCCCCACUACAUGAUGGAGGCAGCAACAUCACACACUACCUCAUUGAGAGGCGUGAAACCAGUCGUCUUGCUUGGACUAUGGUUUCUAACAGCUGUGAGACCACAGUGUAUAAAGUAACUAGUCUCCUGGAGGGCAAUGAGUAUAUUUUCCGUGUCAUGGCUAUCAACAGUUAUGGCAUUGGUGAACAUGUGGAGUCUUCAGCAGUAAUAAUGAAAAAUCCAUUUGUUGUCCCUGGCGCACCACAUGUUAAUGAUGUAACGAACAUUGCCCGGGAUUCAAUGACUGUCUGCUAUUCUGCACCAGAGACCGAUGGGGGAAGUGACAUUACUACUUACAUCAUUGAGAAGAAAGACAGAGCUGGAGUUAAAUGGACCAAAUGCAACAGGCAAAAGGUCACAGACCUAUCUUUCAGAGUAACAGGUCUGACAUCAGAUCAUGAAUAUGAGUUUAGAGUAUCUGCUGAAAAUGCAGCUGGUGUUGGUGAGCCAAGUCUACCAACGUCAUACUUUAAGGCCUGUGAUCCCAAGUACAAACCUGGGGCACCCACACAUGCACAUGUGAUUGAUACCACAAAGAGCUCAAUCACAGUCGCAUGGGGAAAGCCUCUCAGCGAUGGUGGCUGUCCUAUCCAGGGAUACAUUGUAGAGAUUUGCAAAGCUGAGGAGGAGGAAUGGACAAUGUGCACUCCACCAACAGGCCUGCGGGUCAAUAAAUUUGAAAUCACAAAACUUACAGAGGGUCAGGAAUAUCAGAUCCAGGUCUGUGCUAUCAACAAACUGGGUGUUGGUGAACUAGCUGCUGUAUCUGGAACAUCUAAACCAGAGGAGAAGGUAGAGGAUCCAGAAAUUCAACUGGACUCUGAAUUGAGGAAAGGAAUUGUGGUGCGUGCUGGAGGAUCUGUGAGAAUCAAUGUACCAUUCAAAGGCAGACCAACGCCAGAGAUUAAGUGGUGUAAGCUGAAGAAGGUUGAAGAAGUGGAGGAAGAACAAGAAUUGCAAGAGAAAGCAGUGGUUGAGAAAGGUCUCAACUAUACUCAGCUUUCCAUUGACUCUUGUGACAGAAGUGAUUCUGGAAAGUACAAUGUGACUGUGAAGAACAGCAGUGGUACCGUUUCUGAAUUUGUAACUGUGAAAGUGCUAGAUACACCAGGUGCCCCUCUGAAUCUCAAACUGACAGAGAUCAAGAAAGACUCCAUAACUCUUGUUUGGGAUGCCCCUCUUACUGAUGGCGGAGCGAAAAUCAAGAAUUAUGUUGUUGACAAACGUGAAUCAAUCAGGAAAGCUUUUGCAAAUGUAACAACCAAGGUCAACAAAACAACCUACAAAGUUGAAAACCUUGUUGAGGGGGCUAUGUAUUACUUCAGAGUUAUGGCUGAGAAUGAAUAUGGAAUUGGAUCGUCGACUGAAACAAAGCUUGCAACAAAGGCCUCUGAGGUGCCUCUUCCAGUUGGAAAGAUCUUCUUGACUGAUGUUACUAAAGUCAGCGCAUCGUUCAGAUGGGAAAAACCAGAGCAUGAUGGUGGAAGCAGAAUUACCGGUUACCUAGUGGAGAUGCAGCAAAAGGGAGGGGACAAAUGGGGUGUUGCAACAUCCACAAAGGGUGAUUGUCAUGGCACAGUCACUGGACUUACUGCUGGACAGGAGUAUCUGAUCCGUAUCAUAGCUUACAAUGAGAAGGGAAAGAGUGAGCCUAAAGCACUGGCUAUGCCAGUUGUUGCUAAUGACAUGACUAUUGAACCAAGCUUAAAACUCAUGUUCAACACCUACACCGUCAAAGCUGGUGACGAUCUGAUAGUAGAAAUCCCAGUGUUUGGUAGGCCGAAACCCCAAAUUGUUUGGAGGAAAGAGGGUCUGCCAUUGAAAAUAACAACAAGAGUGAAUGUGAUAAACACAGCAACAACUACUACCAUUAAAAUUACUGAGGCGUGUAAGGACGACUUUGGAAAGUAUACCAUUACGGCAACUAACACAGCUGGCUUAUUCUCUGAAGUCAUAGGAAUCACAAUCCUUGACAAACCUGGUCCACCAACCGGACCCAUUAAAGUCCUUGAAGUAAGCAAUAACUCUGUCAGUCUUUCAUGGGGUGCCCCGGAGUACACAGGCGGAUGUCAAGUAAAGCAUUACAAUGUGGAAAGACGAGAUACAACACAAACAGCAUGGCAAAGUGUGAAUGCACAGCUCGCUAGAACAGCUAUCAAAAUAACCAAGCUGAAAACUGGCGCAGAGUACUGUUUCAGAAUCUGUGCUGAGAAUAGAUAUGGAAAGGGCGCUCCUUUGGACACAAAAUCAAUUCUGGUGCAAUAUCCAUACAAAUCCCCAGGACCACCCGGAACUCCAUACAUCAAAUCUGCAACAAAGGAUCAAAUGAUUAUUGAAUGGAAUGAGCCAGUCAAUGAUGGUGGUAGUACGGUUAUUGGAUACCAUCUUGAAUCUAAAGAAAGAACCAGCAUUAUGUGGACGAAACUCAACAAAGCCCUCAUCGCUGAUACCUCUUUCAAGAUAUGUAAUCUUGAGGAGGACAUUGGAUAUGAAUACAGGGUCUAUGCUGAAAACAUUGUUGGCAUUGGCAGAGCAUCCAAAAUAUCAGAAUCAUUCGUUGCUCGAGAUCCAGUUGAUCUACCAGGUACCCCUGAGGCUACUGUUAUCUCCAAGAACCACAUUGUGAUUCAAUGGACUAAGCCACUGUAUGAUGGAGGCAGUAAGAUCACUGGAUAUAUUGUGGAGCGGAGAGAUCUAGCCAACAUUGAGGGUCGCUGGAUGAGAGCCAACUUCACAAAUGUCAUUGAGACAGAAUUUGCCAUCUCUGGCUUGACAGAAAAUGAACAAUAUGAGUUCAGAGUGAUUGCAAGAAAUGCUGCUGGUAUUUUCAGUGAGCCUUCUGACAGCACUGGACCCAUUACUGCCACAGAUGAGAUUGAAGCACCAAGAGCCUCAAUGGAUCCUAAAUACAAGGAUGUCAUUGUUGUUAAUGCUGGGGACAACUUAGUUUUGGAUGCUGACAUCUAUGGCAAACCCGCUCCUGAGGUCUUAUGGUUGAAGGAAGGAAAGCAAAUGGACAAAGCUCUUCGAAUUGAAGUGAAAACUACACAGAAACGUGCAGCUAUGCAUAUCAAGGACUGCUCAAGGUUAGAUAGUGGAAACUAUGACCUCAGUCUCACCAAUAUUGGUGGGGUAAAGACAAUCCCAAUCACUGUGAAGGUCCUUGAUAAACCAGGUGCACCCACUGGACCACUGAGAGUCACUGGACUGACCGCCGACAGAUGCUUCCUAUCUUGGACUGAUCCCUCUCUGGAUGGUGGUGCAGCUAUAAGUCACUAUAUUCUGGAAAAGAGAGAGACCAGUCGGUUAUCCUGGACUGUGGUUAACGCAAAUAUUCAAGCUACAAAUUUCAAAGUGAUCAACCUACUGGAAUUGAACGAAUAUAUCUUCAGGGUUAGGGCUGUGAACAAAUAUGGCAUUGGUGAUCCUUUGGAGUGUGAGGCAGUAACUGCACGCAAUCCAUACACGCCUCCAAGUGCACCCGGAACACCUGAAGCAAAUAAAAUAACAAAGGAUUCUAUGGUCCUAUCAUGGUCAAAGCCAGAGAACAAUGGUGGAGCAGAAAUUGACUGCUACCAUCUUGAGAAACGUGACAAAGAUGGUGUAAGGUGGACCAAAUGCAACCGGCAGCCAUUGACUGAUCUACACUUCAAAGUCACUGGGCUUUUGGAUGGUCAUUUCUAUGAAUAUCGUGUUUCUGCAGAGAACGAAGCUGGAGUGGGAGAUCUGAGCGAACUCUCCCUGUUUUACAGAGCAUGCAAUGCUACAACAGCACCUGGACCACCACACCAUCCUAAGGUGACAGAUCACACCAGCUCGACUGUGUCCUUGACUUGGGGCAAACCCGCUUCUGACGGUGGAGCAUACAUCAAAGGGUACAUUGUUGAAAUGAGAGAGGUGACAGAAGAGGAGAGGAAAGCAAUGGAAGAGGAAAAGAAAAGGAAAGAAGCAGCAGCAGCAGAAGAAGAGUUUUUGGAAGAAGAGGAGGAAGUGGAAGCAGCAGCAGUAGAAGAGGUAAAAGAACCUCCUAAGGAGUAUGAAUGGACCAUUUGUACACCCCCAACUGGCAUCCAAGCGACACACCUCACUAUUAAGGACUUGAAGGCAGGACUAGAAUACAAAUUCCGUGUCUGUGCUAUCAAUUCAGAGGGAGUUGGUGAACCUGCAGAUAUCCAUGGCACUGUGAUUGCUGCAGAAAGAGUUGAGGCACCAGAGAUUGAACUGGAUGCCAACCUCAGGAAGGUUGUCUCUGUCCGUGCAGGUGGAUCUCUGCGUCUGUUUGUCACAAUCAGAGGAAGACCUGAACCUGAAGUUAAAUGGGCAAAGUUGGACGGCGAGCUGACAGAACGUGUCAUGAUAGAAUCCACAAGCUCAUAUACUAUGCUUGUAAUUGACAAUGUAAACCGAUUCGACAGUGGCAAAUAUACAUUGAACCUUGAGAAUAACACUGGUGAAAAAUCUGCACUUAUCAACGUCAGAGUGUUGGACACACCAAGUGCUCCACAGGCCUUUUCAGUCAAAGAUAUCAAAAAAGAUUCUGUGAAUCUUGUUUGGGAAACACCACUCACAGACGGUGGAUCAAAAAUAACCAAUUACAUUGUGGAGAAGCGAGAAUCCACCAGAAAGGCUUACACUGCCGUGACAACUAACUGCUUAUCUAAUUCCUUCAAGAUUGAUGAGUUGCCAGAGGGAUGCAUUUUCUACUUCCGUGUAUGUGCUGUAAAUGAGUAUGGCAUUGGGUUGAUGGCUGAAACCAAAAACCCAAUUAAAGUUUCUGAAGUGCCUAUGCCACCACGAAAUGUCAGAGUUACAGAUCUCACGAAAAACAGUGUAUCACUUGCCUGGGAAAAGCCAGCUCAUGAUGGUGGAAGCAAAGUAAUGUGCUACAACGUUGAGGUGCAAGGUAAGGAUGACAAGGGUACCCAGAAGUGGAAUACUUCAUGCACAGUCAAAAUCCUGGAAACAACUAUUGCAAACCUAGUAGCAGGUGACGCAUAUUCAUUCAGAGUCAUUGCAAUCAACGAGAAGGGAAAGAGUGUACCAAAGGAACUUGGUCUACCUGUGACAACAAAAGAUAUUGCUAUUGAACCCUCAAUUGAGGUGUUAUUCAACACUUACAGUGUGAAGGCUGGAGGUGAUCUUACAGUUGAAAUCCCAGUUAGGGGCCGACCUAAACCUGUUAUUGCAUGGAAACAUCAUGGCCUUCCUUUGAAGCAAACAAGCUCAUUGACAAUUCUGAAUACCAAGACCUCAUCCAAAAUUAUUAUAAAGGAGGCGGGCAGAGAACAUGUCGGAAAAUAUGAAAUCACUGCCGCAAACCCAGGUGGAAUGAAAAUAGCAGAGAUUGGAAUUAUUGUCCUUGACAAACCUGGUCCACCAACUGCUAUCAAACCAACUGCUGUAACUUCAGACAGUAUUUCAUUGUCAUGGGCUCCACCAGAGUAUGAUGGUGGUUGCUGCAUCAACAACUACAUUGUAGAGAAAAGAGAUACAAACGCAACAGAUUGGCAAAUGGUCUCAGCAAAUGUUGCAACAACAGCAAUUAAAGCCUCCCGAUUGACAAAGGGUGCUGAAUACCAGUUCCGUAUCUAUGCUGUAAAUCGUUAUGGAAAGAGUCAACAUACAGAUUCCCGUGGAAUUACAGCCCAGUAUAACUUCAAGCUACCUGGCCCACCAUCGACUCCUAAAGUGGUACAUGCAACCAAGAUUUACAUGCUUGUCACAUGGAAUGAGCCAGUCAACGACGGAGGCAGCACAGUUCUUGGAUAUCAUUUGGAGCGAAAGGAGAGAACCAGCAUCAUCUGGAACAAGAUGAAUAGAGGUCUCAUCAAAGAUACAGAAUACAAAGUGACUGGCAUUGAAGAGGGCAUGGGGUACGAAUACCGCGUUUACGCUGAAAACAUUGCUGGAAUUGGAAAAUGCAGCAAAGCAUGUGAGGCUGUUUCUGCAAGAGAUCCAUGCGAUCCCCCUGGCGAGCCAACAGUGACAGGUAUCACAAGAACAUCAGUAUCCCUUGCUUGGACGAAGCCAGAGUACGAUGGUGGAGCCAAGGUUACUGGUUACAUUAUUGAACGCAAAGAUCUCCCAGAAGGCCGCUGGAUGAGGUGUAACUUCACCAACGUGGUGGAAACCUACUAUGACGUCACAGGCCUUACCAAGGACCAGCAGUAUGACUUCCGCGUCAUUGCAAAGAAUGCUGCUGGAUGCUUCAGUGACCCAUCUUAUUCCACUGGUUCAAUCACAGUCAAGGAUGAUGUGGAUCCACCACGUAUCAUGAUGGACGUGAAGUACAGAGCUGUUGUCGUUGUGAAAGCAGGAGAUGUUCUUAAAAUCAAUGCAGAUAUCGCUGGUCGUCCACUGCCAGUAACAUCAUGGAAAAAAGAUGGCAAAGAGAUCGAGCUCAGGGCCAGAAUUCUGAUUCUUGCAACAGAUACCAGCACCUCAGUAAUUGUGAAGGACUGCAUAAGGCGUGAUUCUGGACAAUAUACUUUAACUCUGCAAAAUAUUGCCGGAACAGUAUCUACACCAGUGGACGUUGUGAUCCUGGAUAAGCCAGGACCUCCCGCUGGCCCCCUGGCGACUACAGGCAUUACAGCUGAAGAUGUCACCUUAGCAUGGGGACCUCCUCAAGAAGCAGGCGGUGCAGAUAUCACACACUACGUUGUUGAGAAACGUGAAACAAGCCGUCUUGCUUGGACAGUGGUGAAUGCAGAUCUGAACAGGACACAUUUCAAGGUCACAAAUCUCCUCAAGGGUAAUGAAUACAUCUUCAGGGUCAUGGCCGUCAAUAAGUAUGGACUUGGCGAGGCCCUUGAGAGUGAGGUCGUCAAAGUGGCUGAUCCAUUCACAAAACCAUCUGCUCCCACAAAUUGUGAGAUCACGGAGGUAUCCAGUGAGGAGAUGAAACUUGUCUGGCAGAAACCUGUUUCAGAUGGAGGCAGUGAAAUUACUGGAUAUGUAAUUGAAAGGCGCGACACGGCAGGUCUACUCUGGGUCCGUGUAAACAGAGAGCUUGUGACUGAAUUGGCAACCAUAGCAACUAAACUACGAAAAGGAUAUGAAUAUGUGUUCCGCGUGUUUGCUGAAAACGCUGCUGGUUUGAGUCCUCCAAGUGAAGCUUGCCCAUCGUUUAGGGCUGAAGAUGAACAGGUCGAGCCAGACCCACCAAGUAAACCAAAGGUUGUUGAUUCAACCAAGAGUUCAAUCUCCAUCAUUUGGAACAAGCCACUAGAAGAUGGUGGAGCUCCCAUCCUUGGAUACAGUGUGGAGUAUAAGAAACUUAAGGACGAGGAAUGGACAGUGGCCAUUCAGAACAUAAAGAGCAUGGAGUUCACCGUCUCUGGACUUACAGCAGAUGAAGAAUAUGAGUUUGCUGUUAAGGCAAUUAACAAGAUUGGUGAAAGCGAGCAAAGUCCAAUUUCUGAGCCUAUCGCAGCAAUGGAUAGAACUGUGGAGCCUAUGUUUGAUGUUGACAUAGAAAUGCGCAAGACAUUGAUUGUCAAGCAUGGCAACUCAUUCACUCUGACUGUACCUUAUAAGGGAAAACCUGCACCAUCAGUAGAAUGGAGCAAGGAGGAAGUAGACCUCAAGGCAAGAGCAACCAUUGAAACAAAUCACAGCUGCACUUCACUAACAAUUGAAACGGCAACAAGAAAUGACUCUGGACAGUACACUGUAACAUUAGAGAAUGGCAUUGGAGACCCAGUAACAUUACCAAUAGUUGUAAAGGUUCUUGACUCUCCUGGACCACCACUUAAUGUAGUUGUUAAGGAUGUCACCAAAGACACUGCUACCGUUACAUGGGAAGCUCCAGAAAAUGAUGGAGGUGAUGUUGUGAAGGCCUACCAUGUUGAGAAACGUGAAGCCAGCAAAAAGGCAUGGGUGUGUGUGACUAACAACUGCCACGCGUUGUCCUACAAAGUGGAAGAUUUACAAGAGGGAGCCUUCUAUUACUUCAGAGUCAUGGGAGAAAACGAAUUCGGAGUGGGUGUAGCUGCUAUCCCCAAGAAUGGAACAAAGAUUACAGAAAAACCAAGUCCACCUCAAAAGCUUGGGGCUAUUGCGGUAACCAAGGACAGUGUUACAAUCGGAUGGAUGAGACCAGAACACGAUGGUGGAAGCAGAGUAACUCAGUACUUCAUUGAAGCACUUGAGAAAGGACAACCCAAAUGGUCGAAGGUUACUCUUGUGAACACAACUUCCUUCCAAAUCAAAAACUUGAAGGAAAAUGCUGAAUACUUCUUCAGAGUUAGUGCUCAGAAUCAUGCUGGACUCGGCGAACCCAAAGAGAUGAUUGUUCCUGUUGUAGUGAAAGAUCAACUGGAGGCCCCAGAUUUUGACAUGAAGAACUACCCCAGCAAUACUGUCUAUGUGAGAUCAGGAUCAAAUCUGACCUUUGAGCUUCCUAUGACCAGCAAACCUUUGGCAAAGGUUAUUCUAUCAAGAAACACUGUUAUUCUGAAACCAUCCAAGAGAUUGGUCACUCAAGUUACUGCUGAAAGCCUGAUCAUCAAACUGAACGAGAGCGUUGCUAGUGAUGCUGGCAGAUAUGACAUCAUCGCCUCCAAUACAAGUGGUAUCACCAAGAUGUUCAUCAACAUCGUUGUGUUGGAUAGACCUGGUCCUCCAACUGGCCCUAUUGAGGUUGGUGAAGUGACUGAAUCCACAGUGGCUCUCAAAUGGGCUCCUCCUGUGUAUGAUGGUGGCAGCCCAGUUACCAACUAUGUUGUACUGAGACGUGAAACAAGCACACCUGCUUGGACUGAAGUGUCUUCUCAGGUUGCGAGAAGUGCCAUAAAGGCCGGCAAGCUUACCAAAGGAGAGGAAUAUCAGUUCAGAAUCAAGGCAGAGAAUCGCUUUGGUAUCAGUGACCACAUUGACACCCCACCAAUCACAGUGAAGCUUCCAUACACAUUCCCUGGCCCUCCAUCAACACCAUGGGUAACCAUGGUUUCAAGAGAGAGCAUUACAGUCAACUGGAACGAGCCUGUCACAGAUGGAGGAAACACUGUCACGGGCUACCACCUGCAGAUGAAAGAGAGAAGCAGUAUUCUGUGGCAAAAGGUCAACAAAGUAGCAAUCAUUGGAACACAGCUGAGAGUAACAAACAUCUGCCCUGGCCUCAUCUACGAAUUCAAGGUGACAGCAGAAAAUGCAGCUGGUAUUGGAAAAAUCAGCAAAAUAUCAGAAGAGGUGCUCGCCAUUGAUAACUGCGAGCCCCCGGCAGCUGUAAGAGUCUCCGAGAUCACAAAGAACUCCAUCAGUCUGGCCUGGGUUAGGCCGCCUUAUGAUGGUGGCAGCAAGAUCACUGGAUACAUGGUGGAGAGGAAGGACUGCCCAGAUGGCAGAUGGACAAGGGCCAACUUCACUAACGUGAUUGAGAUGAACUUCACAAUGUCAUGCUUGACCCAGAAUGAAUCCUAUGAGUUCAGAGUUUACGCAAAGAACGCAAUCGGUUCUAUCAGCAAUCCAUCUGAUGUCGUCGGUCCAAUCACUUGUGUCGAUUCAUGUGGUGCCCCUGCGAUCGAUCUUCCUCCAGAGUAUUUAGAUGUUGUGAAAUACAAAGCCGGAUCCAUGGUUAAGAUCAGAGUGGGAAUUCUUGCCAAGCCUCUGCCAACAAUUGAGUGGUACAAGGAUGGAAAAGAAAUGGUGUCAAGCACGACACUAUCCAUCGAGAGCACUACUGAUUGCUCUAGUCUUCUCAUCAAGGACGCAACUCGUAGCCACACUGGCACAUAUGAAAUAAAGAUCAAAAACGCUCUGGGUUCGGCAUCUGCCACCAUCAGGAUAGAAGUUCUAGACAAACCUGGACCACCUCCUGGCUUGAUUCAGUUUAUGCUAGUCACAGCAGACAAGAUCAUUCUUAAGUGGGAGCCAAUCACUGAUGAGGGUGGUGCUAAGGUCAGCCAUUAUGUUGUGGAGAAACGUGAAACCAGCAGAGUGGUAUGGUCUACCGUGUCUGAGAGACUAGAAGAGUGCUACAUAGGUGUCAUGAAGUUGGUACGAGGAAAUGAGUACAUUUUCCGUGUGAGGGGUGUCAACAAGUUCGGAAAUGGAGAGCCCUUGGACUCUGAGCCUGUUAUUGCCAAAAAUUUAUUUGUUACCCCAGGACAGCCUGCCACACCAGAGGUAACAACUAUAACCAAAUCAACAAUGGUAGUUGUAUGGGACAAACCAGGUGUGGAUGGCGGUAGUCAAGUAACUGGCUACUACCUUGAGAGACGUGACAAGAAGAGCCUUCGCUGGAUAAAGGUCUUGAAAGAUCCGAUUAACAACACCACUACGACUAUCUUUAACCUAACAGAAGGCAAUGAAUAUCAAUACCGUGUGUGUGCCAUCAACAAAGCCGGAGAGGGCCCCUUCUCAGAUGUGUCUGACUACUACAAAGCAGCUGAUCCAGUUGAACCACCAUAUGAACCUACCAAGCUCAAAGUGGUUGACUCAACCAAGACAUCUAUCACCCUUGGAUGGGCCAAGCCAGAGUGGGACGGAGGCAGUGAGAUCCUCAGCUACGUUGUUGAACAGCUGACGGACGUGGAGGGUCUACGACGCAAACCACCCAAAGAAGAAUCAUCUGAAUCAGAAGGAGAAGAAGAGGAGGAGGAAGAAGCAGACAAUGGAGAAUGGAUUGUAAUCAGCCAGAAGGGAGAAGUGAGGACAGCAGAGUACGUUGUGUCCGGCCUAACACCAGAUGUUGACUACUACUUCCGUGUAUCUGCAGUCAACAUCGCAGGGCGUGGAGAGGCCAUUAAGAUGAAAGAGCCCGUUCAUGCUAAGGAUAUUCUGGAGGAAGCUAUCUUCGAUCCAGAUGUUGCCAUGAGAACUCACUACAUCGUAAAAGCCAAGCAGGAUGUGGAGAUCACAGUGCCCCUCAAGGGCAGACCUGCACCUAGUGCUACUUGGAUGUUCGGAGACGAGAACAUCGACAAUAAUAAAAAAUAUGAAAUCCACCACACAGAUACUACAUCAACCCUUGUUAUUCCAGAAGUCAGCCGUAAUGACACUGGUAGGUACACUGUGAAGAUUGAAAACGGUGUAGGAGAGCCAAAGUCAAUGACACUGUCUGUGAAGGUUCAAGACUCACCAGCUGUCUGCACGAACCUGGUGUUGAAGGAUGUCACUCGUGGUAAAGUAACCAUGUGCUGGGAAGAACCUGAACUUGAUGGUGGUGCUGAUAUUACCAAUUACAUCAUUGAAAAGAGAGACUCAUCCAAGAGAUCCUACUCUAGUGUGACAACCAAAUGCACAGAACAAUUUUAUACCAUUGAAGAUCUCUCAGAGAAAACAUCCUUCUUCUUCCGUGUAUCAGCAGAGAAUGAAUUUGGAAUAAGUGAUCCUUGCAGCACAGUUGAACCAGUAAAAGCUACAGAAACUCCUGGUCCAGUCAAAGAAGUUUCUAUGAAGGAUGCCUCAAAGACCUCUGUAACACUGCAGUGGGUGAAGCCUGAUUAUGAUGGUGGAAGCAUCAUAUCUGACUACGUCAUUGAGAAGAGACUCAAUGGUGAAGAGGACUGGGCAGCUGCCGGCUGCAGCAAACAAUGUGAACACGAAGUACCAAAACUCAAAGAAACCUCACAAAUGAAUUUCAGAGUUGCCGCCAGAAAUGAAAAGGGGAAGGGUGACUUCACUGAAAUUGGACCAAUUGAAGUGAAGGACUUUGUCAUCCCACCAGAGGCCAACCUGGAUGAGUAUCCAGGUGGGGAAAUCAGUGUCCGUGUGGGCCAUAAUGUACACAUUGAAUUGCCCUAUAAGGGUAAACCCAGACCUGCCACGUAUUGGCUUAAGGACAAUAUGCCACUGAAGGAGAGCGAACUAGUACGCUUCAGGAAAACAGACAACAAAGUUGUUCUCAUGAUCAAGAAUGUGAGACCAGAGCAUGGUGGGAAAUACACACUUACUCUUGAUAACAGGGUGUACAGAAAAUCCUUCAACGUUUUUGUCAUAACUCGCGGACCACCAUCAAAGCCUGUCGCACCCAUCAACUUUGAUGAGGUCAGAGCAGACAGUGUCACAAUAUCCUGGGAGGAGCCAAAUGAUUACGGAGGUGGAGAAAUCACUUGCUACUCUGUAGAGAAGCGCGACACAUCUCAGAAUGACUGGAAGAUGGCAUGCUCUAGUGUCACUGACACAACAUUCAAGGUGCCCAACUUGAUCAAGGGAAUAGGGUACCAGUUCAGAGUGCGUGCUGAGAAUAUAUAUGGAGUCAGUGAGCCGCUGGUGUCACCAAGCGUUGUCGCUAAACACCAGUUCAGGCCUGCAGGUCCACCAGGAAAGCCUGUUGUGUACAACGUCACCAACGACGGAAUGACAAUUCAGUGGGAGCUGCCCGUCUUCAAUGGUGGCUGUCCAGUCAAGGGCUACCAUGUUGAGAAGAAGGAGAAGAACAGUGUCAUGUGGCAGAAGGUCAACACUGUGCCUAUCCCUGGAACAGACUACAGAAUCCUUGGCCUUAUUGAAGGACUAGAAUAUCAAUUCAGAGUCUACGCUCAGAAUGAUGCCGGAUUCAGCCGCAAGAGUGAUGAAAGCAACACCACCAUGGCAGUUUCUCCAGUUGAUCCACCUGGUCAACCUGACUACACUGAUGUGACCAGCAAUUCUGUCGCCCUGAAAUGGGACGCACCCAAACGUGAUGGCGGCAGCAAGAUUGUGGCUUACAAUGUUGAAAAACGCCAAGGACAGGGCCGCUGGCUGAAGAGCAACUUCACUGAUGUCCACGACACCCAGUUUACUGUCACUGGUCUUGCUUGCAAUGAACGCUAUGAGUUCAGAAUUAUUGCAAGAAAUGCUAUUGGCGUAGUGAGUCCCCCAUCCAACUCAUCUGGACACAUCGUGGUCAGAGAUGAAAGUGCUUCUCCAAACAUUGAGUUUGGCCCAGAGUAUUUUGAGGGACUCACAAUCAAGGCAGGAGACAAUAUGAGACUAAAAGUAUCGAUCACUGGACGACCACAGCCCAAGGUUGUGUGGUUCAGAGACGGCGUGCAAAUCACCAAGUCGAUGAUGGACACCACCACAGUUGCUGGAUCAAGCAUGCUCUUUGUACGUGAUGCUGACCGCAGUCACAAAGGAACUUACACAGUGGAAGCCACCAAUAGCCAAGGAACCAAGAAGGAGGACAUCAUUGUCCAAGUCCAUGAUACUCCUGGAGAGCCGGUGGGACCUAUCAUUUUCAGUGAUAUCUCUGAAGGAAAAGUGACCCUCACAUGGAAUCCACCGGAGAACGACGGCUGCUCUGACAUCUCUCACUACAUUGUUGAGAAGCGUGAGACCUCUAAGAUCUCAUGGGCACUUGUCUCGGAUUGCUGUAAAGAAACAGUAUACCACGCCACCAAGCUGAUGAAGACCAAUGAGUACCAGUUCCGUGUUUCUGCUGUCAACAGGUUUGGUACCGGCCGACCAUUGGAUUCAAGUCCCAUCAUUGCACAAAUGCAAUAUAUUACUCCUGAUGCACCUGGCACACCUGAUUCCACUGCAGUUUCUGGAGACAGUAUCACACUGGCAUGGGAAGCGCCCACAUCUGAUGGAGGAAAUCCUAUUCAGUACUACAUUGUUGAAAAACGUGAGAAGAAGACUGUCCGCUGGGACAAGGUGAGGUCAAAGAAGCCCAUUGUGGAGCCUGCUCACCGGGUGGAUCAUCUCACUGAAGAUAUGGAGUAUGAGUUCCGUGUGAUGGCAGUAAACAACGCCGGUAUCGGAGCACCGAGUAACAUCUCAAUGGCCAUUAAAGCCAGCGAGCCAAAAGAUAUUGCAUGCGCUUCAUCUGUGGUUCAUGUAACCGACUCUACAGAUACAACUAUCAGUUUCGAAUGGACCAAGCCUAAAGAUGAUGGUGGCAGUCCCAUCCAUGGAUACGUCAUUGAGUUGCACAAGGUAUCUGAGGGAGAACUAAAAGAAAUACUAGCUAAACCUAAGAAGGUGGUAGACAGCUCAGAAGAGGAGGAGGAGGAGGAGGAGGAGGAAGAGAAAGAAGAGGAUACCAGAGAAUGGAUCAGAAUCAAUGAGGAUCUGGUCAAUGAUACAAAAUACGUUGCAACUGGUUUGGAAACUGGUUCAUACUACCUGCUUCGUGUUUCUGCCCAGAAUAGUAUUGGAAAGGGAGAGGAGCAAGAGAUUCCUGAGCCAGUACAGGCUGUGGACAGACACGUAAAACCUGACGUUGAUAUUGACGCUACCUUCAAACAUACACACAUUGUGAAAAAGGGAGGCACCGUCUGUCUCCGUAUCGCCUACAAAGGAAAACCAACUCCUUCAGUUAAAUGGAGUAAAGAAGAUGAAGAAGAACUUGGUGUCAUGACAGAUAUUACUACUACAGAGACCUACACUGCUCUAACGAUAGAAAAGUGUACCAGAUACGAUUCUGGAAGAUACACUCUUACUCUGGAAAACAGCAGUGGCGUAAGGGAAGUUGAUUUCAUUGUAAAGGUAUUGGAUACACCUGGACUUCCAGGACCUAUUGCCUUUGCAGAAGUGUCCAGAGGAGCACUGACACUGGUUUGGGAACCUCCAGCUAAUGAAGGUGGAGCUCGCGUUCAACAUUACAUUGUAGAGAGGCGUGAGGCAAGUCGUCGUACCUGGAACCAAUCCGGUGGCAAGGUCACUGCGCUAUCCUUACAUAUCCAGGAUCUUCUGGAAGGUGUUCCCUACUUUUUCAGAGUCUCAGGAGAGAACCAGUACGGUAUUGGUGAACCUUUUGAGACGAUAGAUCCCAUUAUUGCUACUGCAGAGCCUUCUUCACCAAUGAGAUUGGAUGUUGUGGACGUCACAGACACUACAGCAACACUCUCCUGGGUCAAACCCGAGCACGACGGUGGUAGUCGUAUCACAGGCUACAUCAUUGAGCAUAAGGCAAAGACCACAGAUAAAUGGGUCGUUGGUGGUGAGACCAAGAACGAGAGCAUCACUCUAGAAUUAUGUAGGACUGCAGAGUAUGAGUUCCGCGUUAAGGCAAAGAACGAUGCAGGCAACAGCUUACCAAGAGAAGCACUAUCCUCAGUGGUAAUCAAAGAGCCACAGAUUGAACCAACUGCAGAUCUCAGUGAAAUAUCUAACCAGGAGGUCAUCUGUAAAGUGGGUAAUACCUUCACCAUCGAUGUGCCCAUCACUGGUAGACCAGCACCGAAGGUAAUCUGGAAACUGGAGGAGAUGAGGCUGAAAGACACUGAAAGGGUUGCAAUCAAGACUGUCAAAGACAGAACAACCCUGUCUGUCAGAGACGCCAUGAGGGGCGAUGGUGGCAGAUACUUCCUCAGUCUGGAAAAUUCUGCUGGAUCCAAGACGUUCUUCGUUACUGUCAAUGUCAUUGGAAGACCUGGUCCCCCCGUUGGACCCGUUGAAGUUUCAUCCAUAACAUCAGAAUCAUGUGAGAUUGCUUGGGAAGCACCAGAGGAUGACGGUGGAACAGAUAUCACCAACUACAUUGUUGAGAAGCGUGAAUCUGGCUCCACUGCCUGGACACUCAUCAACUCCAGUGUGAAACGCACCAACCUCAGUGUGGGACAUCUGACAAAGUACAUGCAAUACACCUUCCGCGUCAGUGCUGAGAACAGAUUUGGCACAAGCAAAUCAACUGAAUCUGAGACCAUUGUCGCUGAGAAUCCAUUCGGUCCUGCUGGUGCACCAACCAGACCUUCUGUAUACAACGUGGCUUCCACCACCUGCCACAUUCGCUGGGAGGAGCCAUACCACGAUGGCGGCAGCAAGGUGACUGGAUACUGGAUUGAAAAGAAAGAACGAAACAACAUCCUUUGGGUGAGGGAGAACAAGAUCCCAUGCUUUGAAUGUGACUACAGAGUAGAGGGACUUAUUGAAGGCCUUUCGUACCAGUUCCGUGUCUUUGCAAUGAACAGUGGUGGCCUCGGCAAAGCUAGCGAGGCAUCCAAGCCUAUGGUGGCUCAAAAUCCAGUUGAUCCUCCUGGUAGACCAGAAGUAACUGAGGUGGGCAGAUCUACAGUGUCCAUCAAAUGGUCUACACCACUUGACGAUGGUGGCUUCCCAAUUGUGGGUUACAUUGUUGAGCGCAAGCCAUACACCAUCACUGGCGAAGGUCGCUGGCUGAAGUGUAACUACACCAAUGUCACAGAAAAUAACUUCUCGAUCACUGCACUUGGUGAAGGAGAGGUCUACGAGUUCCGAGUCAUUGCCAAGAACUCCAACCAAGUUUUCAGUAUGCCUUCAGAGUCAACCGGCGCAGUCACAUGCAAAGCAGAAUACACUCCUCCAAAGGCAGACCUCGACAGCAAACUUCUGGUUGACACGGUUACAAUCAGAGCCGGCUCAGACCUUGUUCUGGAUGCUGCUGUUGGUGGUAAACCUGACCCCAAAGUGUUCUGGGCCAAGGGAGAUAAGGAACUGGAGCUGUGUGAGAAGUACUCCCUGCAGUACACCAGCACACGUGCCAUGGCCAUUAUCAAAUUCUGUGACAGAGAUGAUACCGGGAAGUACGUUCUCACUGUAAAGAACGCCAGUGGCAUCAAGUCAGCCGAAGUUAACGUGCAAGUACUUGAUACACCUGGUGCUCCUGACGGCAAAAUCACUAUCAGCCAUAUUUCUGAAGAAAAAUGCACUGUGUCUUGGAAACCCUCUCUGGAGAGUGGUGGUGACCCAGUGACACAUUACAUUGUUGAGAGACGCGACACCAACAGACUCAACUGGGUGAUCAUGGAAGCUGAGUGCAAGGAACACACCUGUGAGAUCACUAGACUGUUCAAGAACACUGAGUACCUCUUCCGCGUGAGAGGUGUCAACAAGUAUGGAUCCGGCGUUCCACUGCAAUCUGGUCCUAUCAUCGCCAGAAACAUGUUCACUGUCCCAUCUGCUCCUGGCACACCAGAGAUUCUUGCUGUAGGAAAAGAUUUUGCUAGCAUUGAAUGGCUAAAACCAGAGAGCGACGGUGGCAGUCCUAUAACUGGCUAUCUGAUUGAGAAACAUGAAAAGAAGAGUGCCAGAUGGAUCAAGGUGAACAGAGAUGCCACACUUAUGGACACAAGCUUCAAGAUAACUGGCCUCGGGGAGGGCAACAUCUACCAGUUCCGUGUAUCAGCUGUCAACAAGGCUGGUGAGAGUGAACCCAGUGAGCUAUCUCUCUAUGCUGUCUGCAGAACACCAACAAGUACUCCUCCACCUCCCACAAUUCCACGUAUUAUCGAUACUACCAAGGACAGUGUCAGCCUUGCUUGGACCAGACCCUUGGAGGACGGAGGUUCUGAUAUAAUCGGAUACGUUCUGGAGAUGCAAGUACAGGAGGAGGGAGCUGAGAAGCCGCCUGAGCCAAAACCUGAGAAGGUACCUGAGAAAGUAGUUUCAAAGGGAGCCAGUCGAGGAGCCAAGAAAACAGUUGUGUUUGUGGAGGAAGAGUCGGAGGAGGAGGAGGAAGGCGAUGAGGAAGAGGAGGAGGAGGAAGAGGAAGGUACAGGUGUGUGGGUUAAGGCCCAUGAGAAGAACCUGAGACUCACAGAACACAUUGUGACUGGCCUUACAACUGGCAAGAUGUACCGCUUCAGAGUGGCUGCAGUUAACUUCAAUGGAGUCGGUGAAUUUAGUAGAGCCUGCGCAGCAGUCGAGGUUAUCGAGAAAAUUGAAACUCCUGAUAUUGAGCUUCAUGAUGAUAUGACCAAGACCAUCUGCCUGAGAGCCGGAGGUUCUCUUCGUCUCUUUGCCACAGUCAUUGGACGACCAAUCCCUGCAGUUACCUGGAGAAAACCUGGUGUCGACCUCAACAACCGUGGCUUCAUUGAAGUCACUAAAACUUCCACACAAAUCAUUAUUGACAAAGUGCACCGCUAUGAUGCUGGCAAAUAUACCAUUGAGGCAAAGAAUGAAUCUGGCGAAAAGACAGCUACCAUUAUUGUCAAGGUCUAUGAUACUCCUGGUCCAACUGGCCCAAUUAAGAUCAAGGAACUUGAGAAGGACUCCAUUACCAUUGCAUGGGAUCCUCCUACUGUUGAUGGUGGAGCACCAGUGAAUAAUUACAUCAUUGAGAGACGCGAAGCAUCAAUGAGAGCUUACAAGACUGUGACAUCCAAAUGCAGCAAGACAUCAUACAAAAUCGACGGACUCUUCGAGGGAAUGCUGUAUUACUUCAGAGUUCUCCCAGAAAACCUGUACGGUGUGGGAGAGCCAUGUGAAACCCCUGAUGUAAUUUUGGUGUGCGAGGUGCCUUUGCCCCCUGCGACACUGGAGGUUGUGGAUAUCACCAAGACCACAGUAACACUUGGAUGGGAGAAACCAGAGCAUGACGGUGGAAGCAGACUCACAGGCUACAUCAUUGAAGCUUGUAAAUUUGGCACAGACAAAUGGAUGAAGGUGACAACAGUGAAGACAACUGACUUUGAGUUCACUAUGACUUCUUUGACUGAGAAAGAUCAGUUUAUGUUCAGAGUCAGAGCUGUUAACAGCAGGGGAGCCAGUGCACCAAAGGAGCUUGUUGCAGCCGUAACAGUCCAAGAACAAAGAGUUCUGCCAAAGGUUGAUCUGUCUAGUAUCCCACAGAAGUUUGUCAAUGUGUUGGCUGGUAAACCACUUGAGCUGCACUUGCCAAUAGUCGGUAGACCCCCACCAGUUUGCUCAUGGUACUUCAGUGGUCAGAAGCUGAAGAUCACUCAGCGUACGAAGAUUCAGACCACUGGAAAGUUCUCUAAGCUAACCGUGCUUGAUACUUCCAUCGACGACAGCGGUAACUACACUCUUGAAGUGAAGAACGUCACAGGAGAGACAUCUGAGAUCAUUAAAGUGAUCAUUCUUGACAAACCUGAUGAGCCUAAAGGACCAGUCAGGUUUGAUGGGGUUGAUGCCACCUCAGUGACCAUCAGCUGGGAUCCUCCAGAGAGAAACGGAGGUGCCCCUGUCAGCGGCUAUGUUGUUGAGCAGCGUGAAGCCCACCGUCCUGGAUGGCUGCCAGUAUCUGACUCAGUCAGUAGACCAACAUUCACCUUCGUCAAACUGACGGAAGGAGAUGAAUACAUGUUCCGUGCCGCAGCAGUCAAUCGCUACGGUGUUGGUAACUGGCUGCAGUCUGAAGUUGUGAUGUGCAAGAGCGCAACGAACAUCCCUGGACCUCCAGGCAGACCAGCAGUAUUUGACAUGUCUCGUGAUGGCAUGACCAUUGCAUGGCUGGAACCAGAGGAUGAUGGUGGAUCUGAGGUGUCUGGAUACAUCAUUGAGCGCAAGGAGGUCAGAUCUGACAGAUGGGUGCGUUCUAACAAGAACCCAGUCACCAUGACCAGAUACAGAUCAACAGGUCUGAUAGAAGGCCUUGAGUAUGAACAUAGAGUAACGGCAAUCAACGCUAGAGGUGUUGGCAAACCAAGUGUUGUCUCCUUAACAGCAGUGGCGACUGAUCCCGUUGAUCCACCUGGCUCACCCCAGAACCCAAGAGUCACAGACACCACAAAAUCAUCAGUGUCCCUGGCCUGGAGUCCUCCUGAUGAGGAAGGUGGAUGUAAGGUCUCAGGUUAUCUGAUUGAGAUGCAGAAAGCAGGCUCAGUCACCUGGAUCAAAUGUAACACAACACCUUCUCUGAUCUGUGAAUACACACUCACCAAAAUGCCGCAAGGAGAGGAGUUCAAGUUCCGUGUGAUGGCUUGCAACGCCGGUGGACCCGGAGAACCCGCUGAGGUCCCUGGAACAGUCACUGUGACGGAAAUGCUUGAAAAACCUGAUCAUGAGCUGGAAGCCAAGUACAAGGAUGUCUUUGUCGUCAGAUAUGGCAGUGUUGUCAAACUCUCAGUGCCCAUCAAGGGUAAACCAGUUCCUACAUGCAAGUGGACAAAGGAAGGCGCUGACGUGCCUGAGAGAGCAAUGAUCGCUUCCAAUGACGACUGCACUGAGCUGGUAAUCAAGGGUGCAGUAAGAGACGACUCUGGCACUUAUGACCUACUGCUUGAGAACAAGUGUGGCAAGAAGAGCGUUCACAUCAAGGUGAAGGUUAUUGGCCGUCCAACUGCUCCAGAGGGACCACUUGGAUACGAAGACGUUCAGGCACAAUCUGUUAAGUUGACAUGGAAGGUUCCUUCAGAUGAUGGUGGCUCUGAAAUCCUUGGAUACAUUGUUGAGAGACAGCAGGUUCCCAAGACAGCCUGGUACACUGUAGAAACCAGGGUGGUGGACACAUCUUUCAUUGUGAAGGGACUCGAGGAGGGACAAGAGUAUCACUUCAAGGUGACAGCUGAAAACACAUUCGGUAUCAGUGGAUCGCUGAAGUCAACAGAACCCCUCAUACCGAAGACUCCUCUCUGUCCCCCAGAGACGUCAAGCAUCCCACCAGAGGUUAUGGAUGUCACUAAGAGCUCUGCCUCUCUGUCUUGGUCAAGACCUAAGGAUGACGGUGGCUCUGCCAUUACCGGAUACUAUGUUGAGUACAAAGCAGUAUCCUCUGAGACAUGGGUUCGUCAUGAGAAGAAGGUCGUUUCAACCCAGUUUACCAUCCCUGGACUCACUGCUGAUGCUGAAUACCAGUUCCGUGUUAUUGCUCAAAAUGAUAUUGGAGACAGUGAACCAGGACCUGCAUCUGAACCAGUCACAUGCAAAGAUCCAUUUGACAAACCAAGCCAACCAGGCGAGAUUGACACAGUAACUGUCACAAAGGACGCAGUCGCCAUCAAGUGGGCGGCGCCAGAAUGCGAUGGUGGAAAGGAGGUCCUUGGUUACUGGGUUGAAUACAGGAAGUCUGCAGAGGCUACCUGGAAGAAAUGCAACAAGACACGCACCAAGGAGAAAAAGUUCACCAUAACUGGUCUGGCCGAAGCCACUGAGUAUGAGUUCAGAGUGAUGGCUGAGAAUGAGACCGGAAUCAGCAGACCACGCAGAACAGCCACAUGCAUCAAGACCAAACUGAGCGCUGGAACUCAACCAAGCCUGAGGAAAGAAAUGGAUGAAGUUACGACUAAAUUAUACCAACCAGGAAUUAUGAAAUGCCAGAUUAUUGGUAGACCUCUUCCCGAUAUCAAAUGGUAUAAAUCUGGCAAGGAGAUAAUCGAGUCUCGUAAAUAUGAGAUGAGCUCUGAUGGCCGUAACCAUUCACUGACCAUUAUGACAGACCAACAAGAGGAUGAAGGAGAAUACACAUGCAAGGCUAUCAAUGAUGCAGGUGAAGCAGAAACCAGUGGCAUUCUCGUUUUGGAAGCUGCUCCACAGUUCAAUCCUGACUUCCCAUUGAAGAAUACCUACUAUGCUGAAAGCGGCACUACUCUGCGUCUACAUGUUGCCUAUAUUGGACGCCCUGAGCCUAAGAUCAUGUGGCUUUAUGGAGCUACAACUGUGGUAGCUUCUGAGAAUAUCAGCAUUGAAAACACAGAGCAUUACACUCACCUGGUGAUCAAGAAUGUGCAACGCAGGGUACAUGGAGGAAAAUACAGAGUCAGACUGCACAAUCACUUUGGCAGAGCUGAUACUCUCAUCAACGUUGAAAUCCAAGAUAAACCUGCAAUGCCUGAAGGUCCCAUUGUACUUGAUGCCCUGUUGAAGAACUCUGUGAUUAUUAGCUGGAAACCACCAAAGGAUGAUGGUGGAUCAAUGAUCACAAACUACAUCGUGGAGAAGCGUGAAGACAAGGAGGUUGAUGACUGGACACUCGUGUCCUCGUCCAUCACAGGCACAAACUGCCGCAUUGCCAACCUUGUAGUAAACGCUGGGUACUUCUUCCGUGUGUAUGCUCAAAAUCGUUAUGGCAACAGUGAGCCACUGGAGAUACCUACUCCCAUCCUUAUCAAGAGUUCAAUGGAUAAACCUUCACCACCACUGAUGCCAGUGGUUUCUGGUGUGACCAACAUUUCCUGUGUGUUGUCCUGGAAGCCUCCACUCAUUGAUGGUGGCUCCAAGAUCAAGAGCUACUGCCUUGAGAAGAAGGAGAAGAAGGGCGAAUGGACACCUGUCACUACUGAUGAAAUCAAAUCCACAGUCUUUUCUGUCAAACGCCUCACUGAAGGAUGUGAAUAUAUCUUCAGAGUGAACUGUGAGAACCUUGGAGGAGUAAGUGAUUGGAGUGUGGAAUCUGAACCAGUUGUUCCAAAGACGCCUGUUGAUGUCCGUGCUCCCGCCUUCAAAGAAGAACUGAGGAAUAUGAGUGUCAAAUAUAAGAGCAACGCCACCUUCGUUUGCAAGAUCACAGGACAACCCAAGCCUGUAAUUAAAUGGUUCAGACGUGGCAAGGAGAUCCAAUCUGACGGAAAGAAACUGAAGAUUCAAGAGUUCAAGGGAGGCUAUCACCAACUGGUUAUCUCCGCUGCUGAUGAGGAAGACUCUACUGUCUACCAGAUCAGAGCAACCAACCAGGGAGGAUCCAUCUGCACCACUGUCUCUCUGGAUGUUGAAGUCCCUGCCAAGAUUAACCUGCCCAAGAAUCUGAAGGACAAAGAGGCUAUCCCUGCCCUCCGUGGAGAGAUUGUGAAUAUCAAGAUUCCAUUCAGUGGCAAACCCGAUCCUGUCAUCACCUGGCAGAAGGGACAAGACCUCAUUGAUAAUAACGGAUACUACCAAGUCAUCGUUACAAGGUCAUUCACAUCGCUUGUGUUCCCCAACGGUGUUGAUAGGAAGGAUGCCGGUUUCUACAUCGUUUGUGCCAAGAACAGAUUUGGCAUUGACCAACAGACAGUUGAACUGGAUGUUGCCGACGUGCCCGACCCACCACGUGGUAUCAAAGCAAGUGAUGUUUCUAGAGACUCAGUCACUCUGAGUUGGCAAGUACCUGCUAAUGAUGGUGGAAGCAGAGUAGCCAGCUAUGUUGUGGAGAAGUGUCCCACAACAUCUGACAGAUGGGAACGUGUUGCCCAGUCUCGUGAUACUCGCUACACCAUCAUCAACCUGUUCGGAGGAACCAGCUACCAGUUCAGAGUCAUAGCCGAGAACAAAUUCGGUCAAAGUCAACCAUGUGAACCAAGUGGUCCCGUUACAACAAAGGAGGACAAAUCAAGAGUCCUUGGCUAUGACAGUGAGGUUAGUGACAGAGACGUGCCCAAGCAAAAGGCUCCACAUUCAUGUGCCAAGAAUGUGCAUACCAAGUACAUGAUGGCUGAGGAGCUGGGACGUGGCCAGUUUGGUAUCGUUCACCGUUGUGUUGAGACCAGCUCUAAGAGGACAUACAUGGCCAAAUUCGUCAAGGUGAGGGGUGCAGAUCAAGCGUUCAUCAAGAAAGAAAUUGCUACACUGAACCUGGCCAGACACAACAACUUCUUGUGUCUUCAUGAGUCCUUCGACAGCACUGAGGAAUUAGUCAUUAUCUAUGACUUCGUCUCAGGUCAAGACAUCUUUGAACGCCUCGGCACAGCCGACUUUGAGCUGAAUGAGCGUGAAAUCGUCAACUACAUCAGACAAGUAUGUGAAGCUCUUGAGUUCUUACACGACAAGAAUUAUGGCCACUUUGACAUCAGGCCUGAGAAUAUUGUGUACACCACAAGAAAGGGCAGUAAAGUCAAGAUCAUUGAGCUAGGACAGGCAAGACACCUGACUCCUGGCGACCAGAUCAAGGUUCAGUAUACUACAGCUGAGUACGCUGCUCCUGAGAUCCACCAGAAUGACAUGGUCAGCAGUGUUACUGACAUGUGGCCAGUUGGUGUUCUAGUCUAUGUCCUUCUCAGUGGACUCAAUCCAUUUACUGCCGAGACUCAUCAGCAGAUGAUUGACAACAUCUCAAAUGCUGAGUACAGUUACGAUGACGAAACCUUUAAAGUACCUACUGUUGAAGCAUUAGACUUUAUCAACCGCCUUCUCACCAAGGAGCGUAAGCACCGUAUGACUGCUGCCCAAGCUUUAGAACAUCCUUGGCUGAAGAUGCAAGCAGAAGAACUCAGUGCCACAGCAAUAAUGACCACAAGGCAUAAGAGAUACUACCAGGCCAUGGCAAAGAAAGAAUGGACCACUGUCGUUGCAGGAGCAAGAGUUGCUAGCGGCGGUGCAAUCAGAGCCCAGAGAGGUGUCACAGUUGCCAAAGUAAAGAUCGCACCAUUUGAACAUGGCCCAGUCGGUGGUCAAAUCAUUCAUACAGUGGUGGAUGUGGGAGCAGAUGUCAAAUUUGCUUGCAACAUUGAAAACUAUGACAGCGCCACAGAGGUAACAUGGUACUGCGGUGUGCGUCAACUAGAGGCAAGUGACAAGUAUGAAAUCGACUAUGAGGAUGGUCUAGCUGUUAUAUGUAUCAAGGGAGUCACUAAAGCAGAUGACGGCACCUAUAGAUGCAAGAUCAUCAACGAUUAUGGUGAGGACAGUGCCUACGGAGAGCUCUUUGUAAACGGAGUAAGAUCAUACCGCGAGUACUUCACAGCCCGUGUGGUGAGGAAAGUGAAACGUAGAGUGGACACAGCAAGACUGCUCCAGAAACCACCAGAGUUCACCCUGCCCUUGUUCAACCAUGCAGCUUACAUCGGAGAAGAUGUUCGCUUCGGUGUGACUAUCACUGUGCACCCUGAGCCUCGUGUUACAUGGUACAAAUCUGGCCAGAAGAUUGUUCCUGGUGAUGAUGAGAAAAAGUACACGUUCAUAACUGACAAGGGUCUUUAUCAAUUGGUGAUUCACUGUGUUGAUGCUGAUGACGAUGCGGAGUACUCCGUUGUGGCACGUAAUAGAUUUGGUGAUGACAGCUGUAAGGCAAAACUGGCUGUGACACAUCGCCCAGCACCAGCAGAUAAUACCUUGAGGCCCAUGUUCAAACGUCUCCUGGCAAACGUGGAGUGUAGGGAAGGCCAGAAUGCACGCUUUGAAAUCAGAGUGUCUGGACUCCCAACUCUGAAGUGGGAGAAGGAUGGCAUGCCAUUGGCAUUUGGUCCACAAAUUGAAGUGGUCCAUGAGGGCCUGGAUUACUUUGUCCUGCAUGUGAAAGAUACUCUACUUAACGAUUCUGGCUGUUACAGAGUUACUGCAACCAACUCAGCUGGAUCUGCCAGUUGUCAAGCCAUUCUCAAGGUGGACCGCAUCACCCAUGUGAAGAAGGUUUACGAGAGUGAAAGAGACAAAAAGAAACAAGCAGAGAAAGAACAAAUUGAGAAGAAGGUCAGAUUAUCUCAAAUCAUGUCUGGAACUGAUGUCAUGCCACUUCCUGCUUUGGCACAACAAGCUUUGAGAGAAGCGACAUUGUUGUGCCAACCAGUAGAGGCAACCAAAAAGGACAAGACUGAAGCCGAAGAUAAGAAACGGGCAGAAGAAAGGAAAAAGAGAGCAGAGGAGAAGAGACUGCGUAUGCCUUAUGAUGUUCCCCAACCUCGUGAACGUGGCCCAACUGCUCUUUUGGAAGAUAUGGAAAUCAAACACUACAAACCUUGCUCUGACAUGAAAUGGUACAAGAAACUCCGGGAUCAAUAUGAGUUCCCUGAACCAAUGGACAAGAUUUCACAGAAGAGACUGAAACGCAUCCGUCUCUCCAGGUGGGAUCAGUUCUACGAAGUCCCUUUGCCAAGAAUCAAGGAAUCUUACAAGCCAAAGUGGCGUCUUCCACAAGUUUCACAGGAUGAUUUGGAGACUGUCAGACCUUCAAGGCAGCGCACUCCAUCUCCUGAAAUAGAAGCAUAUCACAGAAUCAGAAGAAGGUCUCUUGGUGAUCUCUCAGACGAGGAGCUUCUCCUGCCAAUUAAUGAAUAUCUGGCAAUGAAGAGAACUGAGGAGGAGAGACUUCAACUUGAGGAAGAACUAGAACUUGGCUACUCUGCGUCCCCACCAAGCCUUAGCCCUGUGCGCUUUGAAUUAGGUGCACUGCGCCACACAUCACCAAGACGCACAGUCUAUGAAGGUGUGGAAGAGGGUGAAGAGGUUCCAUUAUAUGAAAACUAUCGUAUUCCUUCUAAGUAUGAGGCUGGUCCAAGCUAUGUUGACCUUCGCCUGCGCCAUGACAAGGCUACAUUCCGACCACCAAGACAAAACCAGAGAGUGUUUGAGGAGAGGGAGGAUCGAGAGAUGCUGAGAAAUGUGAAAACGACUCAAAGAAUAAGCGGUUACAAGAGUGAACUGAAACACAUGGAGUUUGAAGAAAAAACUAGAACCGUGAAGAAAGACAGAACUACAACUUCCCAUGUGUCAACAUAUAUAGCAACUAAAACUGAGGGGAGAAGGUCACCCACCCCCGAAAGAACCCGUCCACGUUCCCCUAGUCCUCUUGCUACUGUCAGAUCAGCCUCCAGAUCCAAGGUGGAGACUGUACAGUUGGCAAAAGUUGACCACCUGGCAAGAUAUGAGUCAAGAAAAGCCGUUCUGAGAUCCGAGAGGACAUCAGUAGAAAGGAAGGAGGUUGUAAGUAUGCAGCCCUUCAGCCUCGACCAUACCCCACGAAUCACUGUGAGGAUGCGUUCCCAUCGUGUGCCAUACGGUCAGCACACCAAAUUUACACUGAACGUCCAAUCAAAGCCAACCGCUGAGGUGAAGUGGUACCAUAACGGACAACUGAUAACCGAGAGCAGAAGGUACCGUAUGUCCAACCUGAGCGGAGUUCUGUAUCUUCAAAUUCUUGACUGCACCACAGAGGACAGUGGCACUUACCGUGUUGUCUGUACUAAUGCAGUGGGAGAAUGCUCAGACUAUGCCACUCUGGAUGUCGCAGGCAUGGGAGAGUAUUCUAGCUAUAUGGCACCUCGCGAAGAUGAGGAACCCCCAGCUCUUCCUGUGGCAACCAAGAUAGGUGCUUACCAAAUAUCCUCCUCCAAGACAGUGAAGACUGUUGAAACACACGAAACCCACAUGGAGGAGUCCAGCACCUUUAAAGGAAAGAAGACUACUCUACCUGCAUCUAUCCUAACAAAACCACAGUCCCUCACCUUAAAUGAGGGAGAGACUGCCAGAUUUGCAUGUGAUGUUGACGGUGAACCAGUGGCAACUGUAACCUGGAUGCGUGAGGGGCAAAUUAUCGGAUCAUCUGUUCGCCACCAUGUCACUACAGAACAGUACAAGUCUACUUUUGAAAUCACCUCUGUUGAAAUGUCAGACGAAGGCAGCUACUCAAUCAUGGUGGAAAACUCUGAGGGCAGCCAAGAGGCGCACUUCAGUCUAACCAUCCGCCGAUCGGAAGCCAAAGAGGAGGCCUCUUCUACAGUGACAUACUCAUACGAAGAGCCUCCAAUGCAUUCCCCUAGUCCAGUCACAUCUCCAGUCACAUCUCCACCAAGGAUGAAGUCUCCUGAAUCAAUCAGCUCUCCAAAGAGAGUUAAGUCCCCAACCAGCCCUACACCUAAAUCACCCACUGAGAAAGUCACCCUCAAAACCAAGCCCUCCAUCUCAUCUGGUCUUCAGGACAUGACCGCAUCUGCAGAUUCCAUCGUCAAGCUGACAGUGAAAAUGACUAGAGAUCCUAAAGCAGAGAUCUCAUGGAUGAAGGAUGGAAAGACUCUCAUUCACGGUGGAAAAUAUGAAAUUCAUGAAGAGCAUGAUUCGGCACACCUUGAAAUCUAUGAAUCUGUGGCCUCUGACAGUGGAGUUUACAAAUGCACAGUCACCAAUAGUGCUGGGUCAUCAUCCACAAGCUGCAUUGUCUCUAUUCAAGCCUCAAACAAAUCCAAAGCACUUGCAACAAAAACAGAAAUUUCAGAGCAAGUUAUGAAAAAGGAAAUUGUCUACGGGGAGGUUGAGUCUUACACAGAAAUCAAGGCAUCCCAUACUCAGAUGGCCAUGACUGAAGGCCAGUCUCUCACCCUGAGAGCCAACAUCCCCAGAGCUUCAGAUAUCAGAUGGAUCCUGAACGGAAUGGAACUGGCCAACUCAGAGGACUACAGAUAUGGUGUGUCUGGAAACAACCAUACUAUGACCAUCAAAAAGGUCAGCCAAUACGAGCAGGGGGUCAUCACGUGUGAAGCCAAAACCGAACAUGGCCUUGUCAAGUGCCAGUUCAACACUAGUGUCACUGAAGCACUAUCAGAUGCACCAUCAUUCCUUGUGCAGCCACGCUCUCAGAAUGUCAACGAAGGACAGAACGUCAAGUUGACAUGUGAGAUUGCAGGAGAGCCUGCCCCUGAAAUCGACUGGUUUAAGGACAACAUAAUGGUAUCUAUGACCUCAAACACGAAACUGAGCCGUUCCAAAAAUGUAUACACUCUGGAGAUUAUUGAGGCCACAGUUGCAGACAGCGGCAAAUACACCAUCAAAGCCAAAAACAAAUAUGGACAGUGCUCUGCAACAUCAUCUCUCAACGUCAUUACUCUUGUUGAAGAACCUGCCAAAAUGGUUAUAAUGGAGCAAAGAGCUGCUGCUGCCAGCUUGCACAGUGACAGUUUCUCAGCCACAUCAGUCCAUAUGGCUGGAGCAUCAAUGGCUAAAGCAUCAAUGACACAUGAAGGCUCUUUCGAAAGACAAUUUGAAAGCAUGUCUGCUGCUAGCAUGUCCGCCAUGACAUCUGAAUCAAUGGUAUCCAUGAGCUCCAGCAGUAUGAUGAAAAUGUCAAGUGAAAUGAUGUCAAGUCAUGCUAGUUCAAUGUCAACUCAUGGAUCCUCAAUGACUGCUCUUACUCAUGGUGUUGGUAAAGCUCCCAAAAUCGAAUUUCUCCCAGAGGAUAUCAGCAUUGAGCCAGGAAGGCCUUUGAGCGUGUCCUGUGCUUUCUCUGGAGACCCAACACCUGAGAUUGAGUGGACCCGCACAGGGAAACAGUGUGAUGAAGACAGUGACCGGUUCCACAUCGAGACCACGGAGGACCUCACCACCCUUGUAAUCCCCUGUGUGAAGGAAGACGAUGCCGGAGCGUACACCCUCAAACUGUCCAACAAGCUUGGAUCUGCCAUGGCAACUGUCAACAUUCAUAUACGAUCCAUGUAAAAAAAAAAACACGCAAACAUAUAAUUUCUAUCCCCCAUUUUCCCUCCUCCAGUACCUUUUUAUUUAUUGAAUUAGCAAAAAUAAUCUUUACUUGAUAAAGACCUGGAUUUCUGUUCUUGUAAAUAUGAACUAUUUUUAUACCAAACUUGACAUAAAUUUAUGCCAAACUAGACUAAAGUCUAAAGUUGUUAUAAAAUGUGCCAUAUUGGAUAAUUAUGACUAGGAUUUUUGAACCACUUUUCUGUGACAUGUACAUAAUGUAUAUAGCCGAACUUAACGGUUAUGGAAAAUGUAUGAAUUGUUAUUUAUGACAAUAUUAACUGAAACAAAAGGAACUAAAUGUUUAACAGGAGAAAGUUUCACAUGAAACGAAUACCCUGAAAAACCUGAAACUAAACUCCGUGCCUCAACAAAAAGUUGAAGUCUUAAGAUUUCCUCAACAGGUAGAGAGGUUCCCUGUUGAAGUUUAUACUAAAUCAGAGAAAGGCAAUGUUAUGCACCGUGCAUCUGUGCGUGCAAUAUUACAAAUACUCAUAUGAAUUGUAACAUGAUCAUAAGACCCUGAGUGCUGUUUGCAUAAACCCUCAUGUAAGUAGCACAACUAGGUCUUGUGUUCAGACUGACUAUGUCAUACCACCAUUUUAAUGACAUGCUAAAAGUGCGAGCGGCCUGCACUUUGAGCUCUAUUUUUAUGUGCUCUGUUUCUGGCAUUGGACAGUUGAAUUGGCUUUUUAAAACGUAACAUCACCUGGCCAUUAAAAAACAAAAGUCAAUUCAAGUACUUCGUUGCAGAAACAGUGCCACCUCUUGGAGGAUUGUUAGGUAAUAUUUUGUGUGUGUGAGUGUGUUUUAGUUUUAGAAUUUCACCUUGCCAGUAGUCAGGGUAACCAUCAAGUGAAUGUACCAUGGUGAUACCAUCUACCGUGAAACAAAGAAAGCAAAAAGCAUGAAUAAUAAUGCCCUGCACUUUGAUUUAACUGAGUCUAUUGAUGUAGAAUUACUACUAUAUUCAUCCUCUUUGAGUUUUAUUUUACUGAUUUAAUAAAGCAUGAUUUCAGCACUA